AUGACGAGUGCGGCUCCUGCAAGGAAGCCGUACCGUAAGGCUCCACCCCAGCACCGCGAGACACGCCAAGCCCCGCCACCGACUGCGCCACAGCACGACAUCAAUCAGGUAAACCUCAAUAUGCCUCCACACACACCUCUGCAGCAUUUUAGUUGCGGUGCUUCUUCUACAAGGCCACAAAGUGCCGGGUCACGACGUUGCACCUCAGUGUCGCCACUUCCCAUCUCUGAGAGUGAACUGGACAUGUCGAGUCUGUCUAGUCUGGAGCUCUGCAUCCCACCACCACCACUCUUUAGUAGCAAUACCACCAGGCCUAACCGGAUGACCCGCACCAGAACAAAGGCAUCAGGAAUCACCACAAGCCCUCACCAUGCAAUGAGUCCCUUCCUUAGCGGUGCAGAGGAAGGUUAUUCAGAACACGGGAGCCCAACCACAGCCAGGAAAACCUCCCCCAGUUGCAGCCCCAGAGGAGAUCCUUGUAGCUGGACUCACCGAAUGCAAACCGCCCCUGCCACCAUCCCAAAGAGCAUCCUAAAGCAGCCAGCUCUGUUAGGUGUGGAGCAUGCCUAUGACAUUAUAAGGAAGUCGAAGUCUGUGGAGCUGUUGGAUGACUGCAGGGGGGGGAGCAAAUCUAAGCCUAUCCGCUCCCUGGACCGGUCAAAAGAGCGGGCACCAGUCUCACGCCGCUCCUCAGCCCCACCCUCUCCUUGCAGGACUGACUUGAACUACAAGAAGCAGGCCCUGGAGGAGAAGGUACGUUUCUCCAACUUCAUAGAUGAGAUCACCUGCAGGGUCUUGAGCCCUGCCAGCCUCUCGCUGCUUGGAAAAUCACCUUCUGAAGAACAAGGAAGCCCAGCCCCAGAACGCCGCCGACACCGCUCUACCCACAGGAGACAAAAGGAAGGGGAUUUAUCUGCAGAAAGGACUCGACGCUGGGAUGACUGGGUUGCAGCGAUGCAGAGGCCUGACAGUUGGUACCAGCCCCUGCAGGACAAGGAGGCGGAGCCACAGCAAAGUGACAUCCCAGAGGGCGCAGGGUCUAAAGAGGAAGUGUUGAGAGUGAACAGAAGUGUAAAGAUGAGAGAUCAGGAGACAGAGGAAUUGCAGAGACACAAACACAAACCCUCCAAUUCUAAUCUGGGUCCUUUGUCCCAAAUGAAGGUAGGUAAGAGGGGGACAACUGUCCUCUUCACCUCUCCUGCCUCCUCUCCUCCUCCCUCCUCUCCCCCUCUCUCCUAUUAAAGCCAGUCAACCAGUUUCAUUUAGUUCAACCCUGGACUCUGUGAUCACUUGUUUAGCUGUGUUAAAUAAGUAAUGCCUUCUCUCCUUUCGAGUAAUAACACAUCAGCUGAUGAUGUCUGUAAUUCUAUUAGUUAUACAAUAUGCGAGAAUCAGGCUGCUAGUGAAAUAGAAUAUACAGAUGAAAACAACCCGUAUUGUUUCGGGUGCCUAAACUUUCACACACACCACUGUGUUCACAAGCAAGCAGGAGGAGAUUUAUUGUCUUCAUACUCUACCUAUGCAUGCAUAGAUCGGUGUUGUAUGAACACAAGCCUUCACACAGUGCAAAGUUCCUCACAGGAGCGUUAAAAUAAGAGACUUCAUUUGAACGAACUGCAAAUUUAAAUGGAUGCUGCUUUAUAUGUCCUCAAGGAAGCUGCCUAGGCCAGCUCAUGUACUCCAUCUUUACAAAUGAUUUUCUUCUAAUACUUGGAGAUGCCGAAUUACAAUGUAUGCAGAUGACACCACAGUGUAUGCAUCACCAAGAACACCUGAUGAUCUAAAUGUCAUCUGAAAUAGGGAGCUAGGCACAGUUGGGAAAUGGAUCUGUCAAAACAAUUUAAUACUUAACACAGCUAAAACAAAAUGCAUUGUAUGAACUAAACCUUGUUAUGAACAAAGCACAUAUAGUGGAGGAAACCAAGUUCCUGGGCGUUCUUAUUGAUAAUGAGCUCUCUUGGUCAAAACACAUUGACACAGUUGUAUGGGUAAGUCAUCGGCAGUGGUAAGGUGAUGUAGGAAAUACCUCACAGUAAAAAUAGUUAUAAACAACAUUUUACUCUCACAACUGGACUACUGUCAGAUAGUGCUGGGCGAUAAAACGAUAGCAGUAUUUAUCGAAAAUUAAUUUCCCUCAAUAUCAAUAUAAAACAUAGUUGAUAUGCUUUUUCGAUUGUUGGCGUUAGAAAGGAGAGAAGGGCGUUGUCCAGGAUUUAGCUAGGUUUAGAGCGGCAAGAGAUAUAGUGGCCCUCAUUUAUCAAUUUUGUGCAGAUUCAAGCACAGAUCUGAGCGUAGGAUUCAUCGUACGAUAGGACAUACGUAAGAUUUAUGAAAGGGUUCGUAUCUGACCAAUCCCAACAUACGUGUGGUCGGGUCUUGAUAAAUGCGGUGGCUAAAAUCGAUCGUCAGUAACAUGUUACGCCCUUAAAUAUUCGUGGUUCAGAAGCCUUGCCCACUGAGGUCAAACAUGAAAGAGGAGAAAUAUUACAAAGAUUAGAAACUUUUUCGAGCUGAAAGUGGAAAUCCGAUAUCUGUGGUGGAAACUAACAAGGAUUUUCUCUUUGGAAGUAUCAAAACUGGUAUAAAAGCAGUCCAGAAAAACUCCUGUCUGGAACAAGAUUAUGGUGGCGCUGAACAGCGCUGCUGCGGAAUAGUGGACAUUAGCUGAAGUUUGAAUAAAUCAUUAGUCAAUAAGUUGCUCAUGAUGAUGAAUUAAUAUCUCAUACAUGGGGUACGUUGCUCCUAUUGUUGAAAGUAUUUAGUCUGAAUUUUUUGCGCCUUUGUAAUGUAGAGCCAACUGGAGAGUCUGACAGAGGCUGAACAAAAAUUAUUAUUAACGUCACUAAACGGUGUGUUGCUGCCCAUGAAGCACUUUCUAAACUUAAACUUUACAUGUCAGAAUCCAUCGGUAAGGUCCUGUCUCCUCUGUGCCGCACGUUUGUCGAGUCUCUCCUCGUUACUGUUCUCCGGGCAUCAGGUCCUCACGUUGCACCGGCACAGCCAACGGCACUCCAUUUGCCGGUGCAACAUUGUGCAAAACUGUACCGGCCCAAAUGAUGUCCCACACCCUGUCAGGAGUGUACAACAACAUCCCCACUGCUGGGCCAAGACAGAGACACCUGCCUUUUAGGAGUCAAACGCUGCGCUCCACAGUGGCGCGUGUGCGCAAUGUUAAAACGGCGCUCCUGCUCUGUGGCAAUUUCUCUGUGGAAAUUUACAAACUUUCCCCUGCUGCAUUAGGAGGAAAACUUAACUUUCUCAGCUGUGGCAAUAGUGCAUAUAAUAGUGGUACAUAGUACAUAGUAUAUAUACAAUAGUUCAUGUCUGCAGAGCUGGAGAGCCAAGCAGAUCCACAUCUGUGACAGAUCCACAACCCUCUUUGCGCCCCUGCUGGAUGGAGUAGGUCAUUGCAUGACAGAUCCACAACCUGAAACACGUGACCCCCCCUUCUUGCUGCUUCUUUCUCGAAGUUUAUCGGCUUGAAUGCAGCAACGUCAUGAUUGAGUAUAGAACGUGAAUCACACAAGUUGUUGUCAUUAAUAAAACUGUUGUCUUGAAUUUGAUGGAGAAAUAAAUGUCAAUGUGUGACAGGCUCUGUUUAUGACAUUUUCCCUAUCCAUUUUCCAUGGUAGUCUGAAAUGCACAAUCUCAGUAAAGCUAAUGCUAACAUUAGCUUGUCAGAAGUCAGAAAUAUAUAUUGACUGACCCGUAGGCUACUAGCAUUGUAGUGGAUGAAACAGAAGUGCGAUUACUAAUAAUGUGCAUUAGAUUGCACAUGAAAAUAUACAAGAAAAAUACACACAAAGUAUCACAUUCAUCCGGCUCUGCAGACACAUACAAUCGCAUUCAGGUGGUCAAAAUAAUUGCCAAGGAAUGAAUAGUAUAAAAGUGAGGCCAACCCCUAUGAUGUUGGGAUAAUAUAAGUUGAUACUUUAGUAGAAUAAACCCGCAAUAUUAUAGUCUGACAGACAAUACAUAAAAAGAUGAUAAUAAGUAACCAUAUGUAAAAUUAAUCAAAUCUAGAUUAAUAUCUAAAUAUGUGACUGUGGGCACUUUAAAACAUAUUUCAAAUCCUUGAAAGGAAGUGGGUUGAGUCCCAAGAACUGAACACUGUCUUAACUCAAAGACUUUUAAUUUUGAUUCGAUAAUAAUAUGUGACUGCGGUCACUUGCUUAUUUAUUGACUUGUUUAUUAAAUUAAAUUUCUGGGCACAAAAACGGAUGUGGAACAGCAGUUAAAAAGAGGUUAUGGAUCUGUUUUGCAAUGACCUACACCGUCCAGCAGGGGCGCAAAGAGGGUUGUGGAUCUGCUUGGCUCUCCAGCUUUGCAGACACCCCCUACUCUCUCACACACAGGUGCGGUGCAUUCAAUCAUGUCAGAAUGCCCAUGGUGCGUUCACAAACGUAGGAAAAACAAAAACUCACCAUAAAACGUAAUAUAAUUGAAUGGUUUUUACUUGAAAACAUCGAGACAACAUGGGCUUUCUAACAGGCAUUCUAGUGCAAUGCCUUACGACAAAAUGUCAAAGAGACACACAGACCUCACAGAUGCAGUAGCUUAUUGUAUUACUAAAGACAUGCCACCCAUAAGCACUCUUAAAUUUCCUUUUUUAUAUCAUGAUAUAAAUAUCGAUGUUGACUGAUAUAAAAAAAAUAUAUCGUAAUAAACUUUUUCCCAUAUCGCCCAGCCGUACUGUCAAAUAGUAUGGGCAAAAGCUACUCAAAAGAAUAUGAAUAAACUUCAGCUGAUACAGAACAAGGCAGCACGCCUGGUUCUGCGAUGUCCAUACAACAACAGUAUAAACAACAUGCACCCCUGUCUACAGUGGUUGAAAGUAGAGGAUAAAAUCAGUGCUGCACUGCUUCUUUCAUAUGGAAAAUAUUACAGUCCAAAACUCCAUUAUACCAAUACAAUCAGCUAAAAAACAAUCAUGAUUCAUAUACAGUGGAUAUAAAAUGUUUACACACCCCUGUUCAACUGCAAGGUUUUAGUGAUGUAAGAAAAUGACAGCAAGAUAAAUAUUUUCACAACUUUUUCCACCUUUAACUUGACCUAUAACCUGUACAAUGCAAUUGUAAACAAACUGAGACCUUUAAGGGGGAAAAUAAAAAAAUAGAAAUGUUCAAAUAACCUGGUUGCAUAAAUAUGCACGCCCUUAAACUAAUACUUUGUUGUGGCACCUUUGGCUUUCUAUUACAGCACUCAGUCUCUUUGGGUAGGAGUCUAUCAGCGCGACACAUCUUGAUGUGGCAAUAUUUGCCCACUCUUCUUUGCAAAACCGCUCCAAAUCUAACAGAUUGCGAGGGCAUCUCCUGUGCACAGCCCUCUUCAGAUCACCCCACAAAUGUUUGAUGGGAUUCAGGUCUGGACUCUGGCUAGGCCUCAUUCCAUAGCCUCAAUCUUAUUCUGGUGAAGCCAUUCUUUUGUCGAUUUAGAUGUGUGGGUCAUUGUCGUGCUGAAAGAUAAAGUUCCUCUUGAUCUUCAGCUUUCUAGCAGAAGGCCAAAGGUUUUGUGCCAACACUGACUGGUAUUUGUAACUGUUCAUAAUUCCCUCCACCCUGACUAAGGCACCAGUUCCAGCUGAAGAAAAACAGCCCCAAAGCAUGAUGCUGCCACAACCAUGCUUCACUGUGGAUAUGGUGUUCUUUUGAUGAUGAGCAGCGUUGAUUUUGCGCCAAAUAUACCCUUUGCAAUGAUGCCCAAAAAGUUCAACUUUGGUUUCAUCAGACCAUAACACAUUUUCCCACAUGCAUUUGGGAGAUUUCACAUGUCUUUGCAAAAUUAAGCCGGGCUUUGAUGUUUUUUUUUUUUUUUUGUAAGAUCAGGCUUGUCUUGUCACCCUACCCCAUAGCCCAGACAUAUGAAGACAAUGGGAGAUUGUUGUCACAUGUACUACACAGCCAGUACUUGCCAGAAAUUCCUGCAGCUCCUUCAGUGUUGCUGUAGGCCUCUUGGUAGCCUCACUGACCAGUUUUCUUCUUGUCUUAUCAUCAGUUUUGGAUAGACGUUCUGUUCUUGGUAGUGUCACUGUUGUGCCAUAUUUUCUCCACUUGAUGAAGACGGUCCUUACUGGGUUCCAUUGUAUAUUUAAUUGCUUGGAAAUUCUUUUGUAGCCCUCACCUGACUGAUAUCUUUGAAUAAUGAGAUCCCUCUGAUGCUUUGGAGGCUCUCUGCGGACCAUGGCUUGUGCUAGAAGAUGUGGCUACCAAAGUGUCAGGAAAAGCCUACUAGAACAGCUGAACUUUAUUUGGGGUUGAUCAGAGGCACUUUAAUUGGUGACAGGUGUGUGCUGACUCCAAUUUAACCUGAGUUUGAAUGUUAUUGGUUAAAUCUGAACACAGCCAUAUCCCCAGUUAUUAAAGGGUGUGCACACUUAUGCAACCACAUGAUCUCAGUUGUUUAUUUUUACUUCACCUCCCUGAAAGAUUUCUGUUUGUUUUUCAAUUGUGUUGUAUAGGUAAUAGGUCACAUUAACAGCGGUGUGUAGACUUUUUAUAUCCACUUUACAUAUGUCACCAGUCAGGCAAGACUGGUUCAAGCUUUCCAAACCAAACACAAUUUUUUUUAAGUUUACAGUAGAAUACAGGCAGAUAAAAGCAUGGAACUCCUCACUACUGCCAGUAGCCAAACACACACAGAACACAACAUUUAAAAAGCAAAUUAAAAAACAGCUUGGAAUUUCAUAUCUGUAAAUAACAUACACACACAUGCACAGGCACACAAGCAUACACACACACACACACACACACACACACACACACACACAUGCAUAUGCACAUGGGAUGCUAUGUAGGCUGGUAGGUUUUCUUCUGAUCUGUUUCACUCCUUUAUUUUAUCAAUAUUUUCUUUUUAUAAUCACUGGGAAUCAGAGUGUCUAAGUCACAUCUCAUGAUGUAGAUAAUAACAUAUGUUUUGUUAAAUCUAAUUGAAGUUCCUGUUGAUCUGUCUUGUCCUUUUUCAUGUUGUGAUCGUAAAUGUAUUGUUUCAAAUGUGGACCCAAGGGAGACUAGCGAUGCUCCAGAGCACAGCUAAUGGGGAUCCUAACAAAUAAACAAAUAAAAUACUCAGACUGCAUCAGGACAGAGUCCAUUGGAUGAGUCAUGGCUUUAUCAUAAUAUAACCAGCCGCAGGCUUUUCAUUUACAUGCUCUUCAUAUUGAUUACCAAUCCUGACACUUGAGGAAAGGGAUAGUGUCAACAGCAAAUCACCCAAACAGGAACCUGCAGCGGCAGGAUGGAACGAUGUGUUUGGUCUUUUCAUUGCUUCAGUCACAGCAGCUGAGUCAUCAAUAAUACGGCUCUGUAGGUGAUCGAUGGUAACUCUGGUGCACACCGGUUGAGGGUGUGUUUCCAUAAGUCGACAGAGAUCAAUAAUUUAGAUAAAGAAACGGAAAACAUCCGAACAGCGCUGCUCCAUUGGUGUGAACUGACAUCACUGACACAUAUCAGUCAUGUGAUGAUUCACUGAUCUGCUCGGUAGUUCUGGACAGGGAAAAAGGUCUCCUGCUCUCUUCUGUGUCUCAUUUACUAUAAAUCCUCUCUGAGUGGUGUUCUGAAACUGUUGGGUAAACCUUACAGGUCUUUUCCCUUAACUUCCAUCUCGUCUGUUCUGGAAAACACCAGAAAAUCAAAGGAACCAUUUCAUUAACUAUUUUGUUGUCAAUAACAAAUAUUACCCCAGUAUCAUCUAGAAGCUGGAGAUGUUAAGUCUCUUCUACUAAAGAUCAGUUGAUGAAUAGUUCCAGGGUCUCCCUCUUCUUGUACUGAGGCCUGGUUUCAGUUCUGUCACACAGACCUUUACCCCAUGCUAUGCCCUCUCUCCCCUCUGUUCCCUCUCUCCCUUGUACUAUCUUAUAACGUGUUUGGAGCUGUAACUUAUUAUGUUGUUGUCCACAAAGAACUUGUGUAGUUGUCCAAGAAUCAGAGAAAUGAAGAGCAAGUGUUUUACUGCCUUACAUUAGUGUGUUUGGCACAUCAGUUUCAUGAUGACAAGAGCAAGUAAGUAAAUAUUUUAUUGAAGUGUCCUGCACUUGAAUGAUCAUCUACAAACAUGUUUAUAUCAUUAUUACUCAGGCUGGUACCUGUCAAACUUUCACAAAAGCAGAAUAAGUGGUAAAAAAAUUACUUAGUUAAGUGUCAGAUAGUUUGUACCCCUGUUGCUCAUCAUUUUGUAGAUACAGUGGACCACCCUGAAUCCACUAUUAAACCUACUCCUGCUCCCAAAUUCAGUUUCACAUUGAUCUAAGCUGCUUAUGAGGAAGAGAAAGAGAACUUUCUCUGGGGCAACAUAGCAGGCGGCACAGUGAUCAUUCAUUCCUGAUUGUCAUAUUUUUAUGAUCAUGAAGAGCCAAAAUGGUAAUUGAAAUUCAAAUCUAAUUAAAUACUCAGCUCUUAUCAGUUGGUUGAGUUAAACACAGCCAGGUGAAAAUGAUGGAAUGAGCAGAAAGCCUCCCCUCAUAACAAACUGCCUCUUUUGAAGCCAAGUAAUACUAUGAAUAACAAGGCUCCACAAAGGCAAUUAAAGUUACAACUCAUUUGUACAAUGCGUCAUGUAUUAAAGUAAAGCUGAGUAAUAUUCUUUGAACUGUUUCAUAUGUGUUGAACUGAGUGCAGAGUAAAGUGGUGUGAGUUUAAAUCUAACCAAGCACAACUGUCUGUCAAACUGAUCCAGCAGAUGUCCUCCAGACAUGACGAGAACAACACCAUGUGGUGAAUGAUAUUUUGAUGUUUAUGGAACAGGCUGAAAUUCAUGCUGAUGUCUUUUUCAUGAUGUCCAAAAGCAGACAAAACCAGCAGUCAGAAACAAAAUGGACUAUUUGCAUUGAGUCAUUCUUAAUGCCUGAAACCUGAGUUGGGGGUAGGUGUCAGCUGAGCAGCUGAAGAUACAGCCCUUGUGGUAUGAUCCCCCCCCUCCCCCAAUUCUUUUUAGCUGUCAAAAGUCAGGAGGAUGAGAUUUUUUAUUUUUAUUUUUGUCACAGGACACUCCUUAAGUAUAUUAGGAACAAGAUAAGUAGAGAUAAGUGGCUUUGUCCACAGGGGGCAACAUAGCACAUGAUAAACAUUUUGUUUGAAACAUGUCAAGUUGUUUGCUGUAUUUUUGUUUUUGGUGUGUUUGGUCAUGCUGGGUUUCUUCUCUUUCAGGAGCCUUUAUCAGAAUCUGACCGGAUCAGGUGAGAACCUGUUUAUUCUGCUCUCUCCAGUUCCCCCUGCUUUUUGUUUACACUCAUUUUAUAUAGUCACUUCUGCUCCUAAUAACAGAUAUAUCACCAUCAAAUGACAUUGAUAAAAAAAAACUCAUUAAAAGUGCAAUAUAUUGGUGAAUUUAAGACUAAUUACACAGCACCAGGAGUCCUCCUCAAACCUUUUCAUAGACCUCAUGACUUCCUUCAAUGAGCUCUGAGAAAAGGAGGGCCAGAAAAGACAUUCCUAAACUCCUCUGUGACCUCUGACCUGUUCUUCCUGUACCCAGAAUCCUCCAGCAACAGAAUGAAGACCUGCAGCGCCGUCUCUCUCUUACCACCCACAAGAUGGAGGCAAUGGAGGCGGAGUUUGACGGGAGCCGUCACUAUAUGGAGGCGGAGCUCAACCGGACCAGAGACGACCUAGACAAGAUGAGGGACAAAUUUCGCAGGUGAGGUUUAUUAACCCUCUGAAUCUUUUGAUGUGGACCACUAAAAACUUUGGGUUAUUUACAUAACCCUGGUUCUCUGAGGAAUAUGAGUGAGAUGUCUCACUAUGGAAUGCACACCUCCCUGCAGCUCUCAGAACCAUUCAUCUCAUUACGCCAACCCUGAUUGGCAGGUGAAUGUGUCUGUCCGCCUCAGGUAGUCCCCUCUACCUUUUAAUCCUUAUGCAGAUACCAGCACCUCAUUCAAGAUAAGCACCUCUUCUCACCCACCCAAGCAAUAAGGGUUGUCUGGUGAGACAUCUCACUCAUAGUACUCAGAGAACCAGGGGAGGAGGAAGAAGACAAACAAGAAAAAGAAGACGAAGAAUGUCGACAAGCUUCUCUAGUGUACAUCAACUCAUAGGGAAGAAUACCCUGUUCCAAUCAGAACAGCAAAAACGCUGGUGCCACAUACGGCACGGAGAUGUCCAGCAUUUAGAAACAGACAAAAGUGAGAGGCGAGGAUCCGCUCACUACAGCACAGAUGUCCUGAACAGAAACUACCCUGAAUAAAGCCCAGGAUGCCAAGUCAUGAGUCGAGUGUGCUCGCAGGCCCGCCACUCUUCACUUGCCUCUACCACCCAGUGGAACAGGCACUGCUUUGUGAUAGGUUUGCCCUUAUGGGAGUUAGCCCAAGAGACAUACAGCUGAUCGCUCCUCCUGAAACCCUCUGUCUGUUCUAUUUAUGUGCGCACUGCACAGACCUGACAUAACGCAUGCAACCGCUGCUCUUGGAGUGAGGCAGCAAAGACCACAAGGUCAACGGGAGAACAUGACCCUACCACCUUAAGCUAGGUUAGGCUUCAGAAGCAACAGCCCCAGAAAGAGCUGUGCAAAUGACAGGUGCACCGAGAGCGCAUGUGGAUGUCACUAACUCGUUUAGCUGAAGACAGAGACAGUAACAACACUGUUUUAAGAGAUGUGUGUUUCAAGUCUGCUCCCUCCAGUGGUUCAAAAGGAGGGCCCUCAGACAGAUCCCAUGCUGGUACCAGCAGUCUGGACACGGGUGUCCCCUUGAUAAAAUAGCAAAUCAGCGGAUGCUGGCUCACUGUUAGCUUCCCAAACCCCAAGUGAUAUGAAGCAAUAGCCGCCAAGUACACUUUAACCGUGGAGAAGGCUUUAUGUUUGUCAAUCAGGUCCUACAAGAAUAACGUCACUCCUACUAGACACUGUAAGAGAAUGUGGCUCUUCCUGUGACACCACUUCUCUCCACAAACACUCUCCACUUACUGUCAUACAGAGACCAAGUGAAGGAGUCUCGAGUGCAUUGUGGAACUCACACAUUGUGGGAGUUCCACAGCUGACAGAUUGAACCAUUAUCAUGUUGUGUGGGCUUGGCCCAUGGCUUGGACAGUGCUGGCCAAGCUGUGGAGAGCGGAAAGCACUGGGUUUGAUCAGGUGUGACCAACGAAGCAGGAGAGUAACCAAAGCACGUCGCGCCCCGGUGAUAGAAGAUAAAUCAAAUCUAUCUAUCAGGUUAGCUAGCUAGCCUUCAAUGCGAAAUAUGCUUUGAGUGAGAAGAGGUGUUUGAAUGAGGUGGUGCUUUCCGCAUGAGUUAUCUAAGGUAGAGUGGACUACCUGAGGCGGAUGGACACAUUCACCAGCCAUAUAGGAUUGGAAGUAUGAGAUAAAUGCUUUUGAGGGCUGCAGCGAGGUGUGCAUCACAUCGUGAGACACUGAGCGAAAUAUUAUGAAAUAGAGAUUUAAAUCUAGAUUUAACCCGUCAAUUGCAUCGAUACCCAGUGAAUGAGCCGACGCAGUCGCAUCGCGCACAUGCGCAUCGAUGCAUCGAUUAAUUUAGAUUAUUUUCCACACCCUUACUGCAGAUCUGUGGCUGUAGAUGGAGGGGUUUUUCUCUGGUAUUUCAGGCUGUCCUAUAAAUCCCAUACAGACCCAUCCGUCUGCUUUUUCUGAUCGUAGACCAUUGCCGUGUCUGAAGACACAGCUCUGGUCACAGACUCUGGGGACUUACUAUUAGAAGAAAAGAAGUCUGGGUUAUUUUGUUUUUGCUUUGUCGGUGGUCGAAAAACAAUUUAAAGAGAAAGAAACUGUAAAGAAAGGGUUAAAAACUUCAAACUGUAGGAUAAAUUACAUGGGAGGUGGUAAUCAAGGGCUGAUAGCUGCAAAGGAAAAUAUCACAGUUGUGACGGGGAAGUGAUGGGGCAGAAAAGCUCGAUCAGCUGCUUCUCUUCACCUUCAGUGCAAAUAUUCUGUUUCAUGUGAGUAAUAAAAGCUAAAUGAACUCAUUUGAAGAAGGCUUCAGAGUUGACUGAUAAUGUGAGUGCAGCUAUAACUAUGAGUGUGAUGGUUAGAGGGAGGCCUCAUACAUGGAGGCCUAAGUCCUCAUCACAGCAGUUACUGGUUUGACAACCAUGCUCUCCAUCCCUCUCUGUUCUCCCUACCUUUAAAAAAGACUGAAAAGGAAACCCCAGAAAAUGAUACUGCAUUGAGCUGAAGAAAUAUUCAGACUGCAGUAAAUGAUUUAAACAUUAAUAUUGGCUAGCAUUUGGAUUUCUUUGGUAAGUGCAGGAACCUGAAUUAAGCAGAUGUGUGACACAAGUUCCAUCCAUCCAUCCAUGAACACUUCCCUACUUCCUGCCUUCCUGUCUUCCCUCAGUCUUACCUUCUCCUACCUUCCCUUUUCUUACUCUUUCCUACCUUCCUUUCCUUCUUCAUCCCUUCCCACCUUCCUCCCCUUCUUGAUUUCUUUCCUCCUUUUGUCCUUAAUCAAUUCCCUCCUUUUUCUGUCCUUUCUUCUUUCCAUCCUGCCUUCCUUUCCCCCGCUAUCUUUACAUCCUGCAUUCUUUUGCCUCCUUUUAUCCAUUCUUCCUCCAUUUUCACCUUUCCUUUUCCUCCUCUCUUUCUACCUUCCAUCCUUUCUGCCGUUUUCCCCUCUAGCUCUGCUCAUUGUGAUCAGGUUGUUUUUUUUCUGAACAGGAGACUGCAGCUCAUUUCAAACGGUGCAGAGCCUCAUAGUCACCCUUUGAUGGAGUAAAUCUUUUGUUACAUUGGACUUGCUUCCCCCUUUGCUGGGUCAUUGUCUUUGAGCGAAAGGUCUCACCCAAUCCUCUUCACACAGCUCUGUUUUCGUUCUGCAUCACAAGUGACGUGACUUUCUGCUGACACAGCAGGUUCUGAUAGAAGCACAUUUUAGUCUCUCAGUGACCUCUUGUGAGCAAGUGAUUCUUAAUGUUGCUGGGUCUUUUUCCUGAGGAUUACCCGUUGUUUGUGGUUACCAUGGCCAUAAUGUGUCAACACAAACAUUCACCCCAUUCAGCAAAAAGCUUCAGCCCUUUUCCACAGAACACUCCCAGAGAUUUUACUUCUCUACCAAUCUGGUGUCCAGGUUUCUUCAAUUUUACAAUGGGCCAGUAGUUUGUCUUGCAAAAAACAUCAAAUUGACUAGCAGUGAGAUGCCCUGUGUGCACUCAGUUUCACUGUUGGCAUGUUGUUGAUGUUCUUAGCAUAUAGCCAGCACAUUCACCUCACAUCCUGGCCCAUUGCAUUGAGUUAAGUAAGUUAUUAAAGCAGAGGAAUACUGACAAAGUGAGAUCAAUCAAUCAAUCAACUUUUAUUUCUAUAGCACAUUUAAAAGAACCUCGGGGGUAGCAAAAGUGCUGUACAUUGAGACAUAAAAACAAAAAAAAAACAAGCAAAGAACAAGAUUAUGCAAAAAUAAAAUAAAUAUAUAAAUAAGCAGGCUCACGGCAAGUGCUAUGGUGAUAAAAAACAAAAUAACAAUACAAUGUGUUAAAAGCCACGGAGUAAAAGUGUGUUUUUAAAAGGGAUUUAAAAACAGGAAACGAGGAGGCCUGUCCAACUGUCAAGGGCAACUCAUUCCAGAGCUUGGGAGCAGCUGCGGCAAACGCUCUGUCACCUCUGAGCUUCAGCCUUGUAUUGGAGACCGUCAGUAACAGCUGAUCAGAUAAGGCUGGAGCAUCUCAGAAAUAUAAGGUGGAGCAAGAUUGUUCAGGCCUUUAAAAACAAAUAUUAAAAGCUUAAAAUUAAUUCUGUACUGUACAGGGAGCCAGUGUAAGGACUCCAGCAUGGGGGUGAUGUGCUCACGCCUGGUAUGUGGAGCAGAGUGGCCUUCUCACACUCUGAAGGAUUUUCUUCAAUAAGAUUAAAGUCUGAAUCUCUUUUACUAAGCUGCAGGAUGUUAUCACAAGAACAUUAAACAUGACUGUAGCUAGGGCUGGGCGAUAAAACAAUAACGAUAUAUUGAAAAUUAAUUUCCCUCGAUAUCAAUAUGAAAAAUGGUCAAUAUCUUUUUUCAGCAUUCUGCCAUGUUUUGGUAGACUAUACUGAUACCCAGUGAAAAGGGAAGCCGCUUCACGCUGAACCAAUCAUGAGCUGAAUUAGAACCAAGUAGCAAACAACUGGGUAGUAGCAGGCUGCAGCCACACGCAACCAUAACAGGUGAAGCUGACAGCACUGUUGGUGAGAAAAAAAGAAAAUGAGUGCUACCCCCGACAGAAAUGCAGAUGAAGGCUCAACAGAUGAUGACAUUGUCGACAACACUGGCAUGAAAAUGUCAGUGGUGUGGAGGUAUUUUGGUUUUUUGAGGUCGGACAUGAAGCAGAGUUACAAAUGAAACCAGAAUUUUCCAUACACUACAUCAGUGGUUCUUAACUGGGGUUCUAUCGAACCCUAGGGGUUCGGUGAGUCGGUCUCAGGGGUUCGGCGGAGCCUCCGCCACGGUAGCCUGGCUGGGCCAUCCUGUUGCGUCAAUCACUUGAUGUUCCUUCCCACCACAGUCUGGACUUCGGCCCAUAGAGAGCGUGUAUUCCCAAUCAGAAAAUAACCGGGCCAAUCAGAGACCGUGUUUCCACUGUUACCCAGACAACAGGGAAAGGCAGCCCCUGAUUGGUCCAUGUGUAGUGGUGACGUCUAAUACAUGCUGCAGGACUUUUCAAAGCCCCGUUCAUUCAGAACACCGUUAAUUCUGCAGUUGACUCUGCAAAGUCGGCAGAAAUCGUUUAUAUCAGCAGAAGACAUCGGAUAUAAACAAUGUCUUGAAUUUGGAAAAAAAUCAUAUUUGAUUUAUCACUAAAGAAGGGUUCGGUGAAUGUGCAUAUGAAACUGGGGGGUUCGGUACCUCAAACAAGGUUAAGAACCACUGCACUACAUAAACAGGCACAUAACCUUUUUUUUUUCUCACUGUCUAACAUUAAAUCAGAUUAAACUUUUCCUGUUUUUGGUCAAUUAGGAUUACCAAAAUUAUUUUUAUUUGCUAAAUGCCAGAAUAUUGAGAGAGAGAUUUUUUUAGACAAUUUUUUAUUACUUUCUUGAGAGUCAAAAGUUUACAUACACAAAGAUGACUAUGCCUUUAAACAGUUUGGGAAAUAUCAUGUCUUUGGAAGCCUUUAAUAGGUUUAUUGACAACAUUUGAGUUAAUUAGAGGCACACCUGUGGAUGUAUUUUAGGGCACACCUGAAACACACUGCUUCUUUGUGUAGCAUCAUGGGAAAAAUCAAAAGACAUCUGCCAAGAUAUCAGGAAAAGAAUUGUGGACCUACACAAGUCUGGUCCAUGGGAAUGUCCAGACAUCAUACCGCUGAGGGAGGAGACAGGUUUGGUGUCCCAGAGAUGAACUUGCUUUGGUCCGAAAUGUGAAUAUCAAUCCAUGAACAACAGCAAAAGCCCUUAUGAAGAUGCUGGCUGAAGCUGGUAAAAGGGUGUGAUUAUCAUCAGUGAAAGAGUCCUGUACUGACAUGGGCUGAAAGGCCACUCUUCCAGGAAGAAUCCAUGACUCUAAAAGAAACAUAAAAAGCCAGAUUACAGUUUGCAAAUGCACACAGGGACAAAGACCUUAAUUUUUGAGGACAUGUCCUGUGGUCUGAUGAAACUGAUGCGGCCUACAAACUUGGCUCAGUCACACCAGUUCUGUCAGGAGAAAUGGGCCAAAAUUCCUUCCUGAGAAGCUUGUGGAAGUAUAUCCAAAACGUUUGACCCAAGUCAUACAAUUAAAAGGCAGCUACCAAAUACUAAUGAAAUGUAUGGAAACUUUUGACUCUCGAGAAAAUGAUUUUAAAAAUUGUCUAAUAAAUUGUCGCUCUCAUUUUUUGGCAUUUAGCAUAUAAAAAUAAUUUUGAAAAUCCUUAUAGUGAGGAAAAAAGGUUAUGUGCCUUUUUUUUUAUAGUGUAUGUACACUUCUGGGGCUCUAUUAUUGUGUCCGCCGGAGAUGCGGCAGAGGGUGGCAGAACCCGUGCAGUGGUAUUUUCGUCUGGCGGAGCCCGGCUUACAGCCAGUUUGGUUGUAAGCCGCACCGAGCCGCACCGAGGUAGGGGGAGGUGUCGACAGAAUCAGCUGGCGCAGUGACAUUUUUGUGCUCGCCGCCGGCAUGUAAAGUGCGCUGAAAGCUCGCUGAUUCAAACCUGGUCAGCUUUCAGCACAGGCGGAGCGCAGCUGGUCUAGUGGUAUUUUGGUAGACUGGCGGCGAAUCGAUAUACGUCACUGAUGCCUUACUGGCAGGUUUCCAAAGUGUCAGGCACAUUUCAGUGCAAUAAAUAAUGAACAACAACUAAUAAUCUGAGUCAGCACAUACAUUUAGAUCUAUAUUGAUAUAUUCUGAUCAAUAUCUGCUCUGAUGAGCGCAUUUAGCACACGGUUGGACACUCAGCCUGACCGAAUUAACAGAGCUGAAGCCGCAUUAAAUUAAAUUAAAUAUCUAGUAAAUAGACACACAUGAUGAAGUUAACAAGAUAUUUAAUUUGUCUCCCUCGUUUUCUUUCUUCCUCUUCCUCUUAUUUCUUGCACAGCUCGACUCGGACAUGUCUCCAUGUCCUCUCGCCGUCCUGCUGCAGCUGCUGCUGCGGUGGCUGAACAGAUGAUUUAUUUUAGUGAUCAGAUGAGUUAUUCACUUUAAGCCUACAUACGAAUAUUAUAAUAUUUAGUUUUGUGAGCCAAAUUUAUUUUCUAUGCCAACAUCUAUGAAAGAAAGAGCCAGACCACGGAGCGCGAUGCGUCAUUUACACACAGAUGGUUCUGAUUUUAAUGCCAUUAUUGGAAGUUGUGAUCUGUGCGCACAACCUACCUUUGUCACGUGAGGUUUAAAUAUAUGCAACUUUAUGUGAGUGUCUUUAUUUGUGGAAAAGGGUGUUUGUCUUACCAGUGGGUCCAACUUAUACACAACAAAUCCAGAUGUGCUUAUAUAAGACAGUGUGCAGGACGCCCUCUGCAGCGUUUACAGUGACACUUGUUGAGGGGCUGCCUUCUGUCGCCAUCGUGUGGCAUUGCUGUCUUCAGACAUCUCUUGAUCUCUUUGACUACUUCACGAAAAUUGUAAUAAGCCUUGCGGAUUUAAAGGUGAGGAGAGGAGCUGAUGUUACUGGUCAAUACAGGUCUCGGCUGUGUUAAAUCCACUCCAUGCCCUCUCUCCUCCCUCCCUAUGACUUAUGCUGCUGGGAGGAGCUGAGUUAGGGAGGGGGGAUACUUACCCUGGGCUGCGCUGCUCACCAAAAUACCAAAUUGUGCUUGGGAGCGCCUUGUCGCUGCGGCGGACCUGACUUACGCUGCGCCUGCGCCACGUCGCCGGCAGGGCACGAAAAUAGAGCCCCUGGUUUCAACUGUACGUGCACUGCAAAUUACAUUGAGUACAUGUUCUCGCAAAGUUGGGAAAUACCUCAAAUCUUUUUCACCACCUGAAGCAGUGCCACGUGGCAGAGCACACGCAAUGCAAAAGUUUACAUACACAUCGAUAUUGACUGAUAUGGAAAAAAUAUAUUGUGAUAAACUUUUUCCCAUAUUGCCCAGCCCUAACUGUAGCUAAAGAUGUGUUUCCUUUAUGUACAUACUCACCUGGAUGUUAAGUUGUCAUAUCAAACUGUAGCCUGGAACACACACACACAGCUAAUUUAGUUUUUCUCAACCAAAGCAGACUGUUUGUCUGAGCUCAUUGCCCAGCUGGUGUAAGUCAGCCUCAUUCACUGUAGGGGAGUGAGUGCUGUAAUGAUGCUCUUCACCUUUACAAGAGUUCAGCAGCUACAAAGCAGAGUAGACUCCCAACUCAAAGAGACUGUGCAUUUGCUCUGAAACUUUGAAACUCUCCCUCAAACUAAGAACUGUGGACACUGUGGGUACUUUAAUAAAGCGGUUGGACACCCUUUGUUAGACUUGCCUUUGUGUGACCAGGACUUCGGCUGCUGGUGUUCUCUUUGUUGUUUAUGUUUUGUUGUCUUAUCCUUUUUAAUUGAUGACUGUAAAGCACUUUGUGACAACUGUUCUUGAAAGGUGCUCUAUAAAUAAAGUUUAUUAUUAUUAUUAUUGUGAUCUCUUCGCUGCUCACCUCAGUUGGGAGUGUUUUGUUUUCAUCUGCUGUGUUGGUAUUGCAGGAACUUCCUUUUAUAUUUAAAAAAGACAUAGUCAGCAUUAAAGAAGACAUCUCAUCUUCUUCCUGAAUGUGUGACCCAGUAAUUUCUCCCUGGCCAUUACCUGAAUCAAACAGGGUACUUUGAGCUGUGAGAGCAGGUCUGACACUGAUAAUCUGCUCUGAGAACGAUGUGAUACAGCUGUGUAAAAAGGGAAAAAUCCUGAAAAUAUCAGGGUCUACAUGUCCUAGAACUUUCAAAUAUGAUUGUUCCCAUCACUUGAUAAAAGAUGCUCCAUGAGUCAGACUGCUAACAGACUUCACUCUUUGACAGACAGACAGUAUGGAGGGUCAAGUACUGUCUACUGCUGGUCUCUCUUUAGGUGUGAUUUUAAACAUUAUACUUGAUGUGCAGUUGAGGAAGAUCUUUUUUAGAGUAGGAGCAGAGAGCCAAGCUUUAUUUAGUUUACACAGAGUCUUAAAUAUAGUUAUUACUUUCGCAUGCUUAGGCUGCACAGUGCUACAGCAGACAGUGCUGACAGUUCCUGGUAUUUGCAGGUUCUCCAAGUGAGUUUGUGAUCUCCUUCAGAUUUCUUCCAGACUCAUAAAGACAUGUUGAGUCACUGAUGACUUUAAAGUGUGGGUGUGUCUGGUAGGCUGCUGGCCUGUCCAGGGUGUACCUUGCCUCCCACCCAAUGACAGCUGGGAUAGGCUGCAUUCCCUUGCGACCCCAAGUGAAAUCCAAUAUGUGUGAAUGGAUAGACCUCAUCAUGCUCUUUGACAUGAUUGAAAUCAGCAUUAGGAGAUUGCCUCUGAGUGUCCAUGCAAAUUACAUUACUUCGUCUCUGUUUGAUGAUCUGGAUGGAUUAACCUUUUUUUUUUACCGGACGGAUUGGCGGUGGGCAAUCUACACUAGUUGGAAAGAAAGCGAUGCUCUACAUGUUUAUACAGCCUUUACAGAUUGUACCUGUGAGUUGAGUUUCUGUCUCAAAUUGUAGCCUCCUCUAAUCCAUCACCAGAGCGCUCAGGAUCCACCUGUUGCUAAAAGAACAUGCUGGAGAGUGAGGGAUGUAACAAGUAGGGGUGUGUUAGACCUUUUUGACUGAAUGGUAUUAAGUAUCAGAGCCUUCAUACCAAUACCCGGCAUUGAUUAUUGCAUCUGUUUUAAACCAUGGGCCAUAUACUAAGAUUUUUGACAUACUAAGAUUUUUAACAUAAUUCCUUUUUCUGACAACGUAAACAGAUGAUGUUUCAAUGUCUAGAACUAAAACUUACAUCAAAAAUCUUAUCUUAAUCUUAAAAGUAUUUCUAGAAAACAAAAAUACUUGAUUAACCUUCAAAUUCAGUGUUAAAGACAAAGAAAAACUCAACCGAACUUAAAAAGAACAAGCCGAAACAAAAUAAACUAAUGACAAUUUCAAAAGUAUUUCAGCAGAUUCUCAUAUUUGAUCUGCAAAUAAAGAGUAAGCUGUCAAAAAAGAGUAAAAUGUUUAUAAAAUGUGCAGAGGAUCCAAUACAACCUGUAGUUUCUAUGCUGCUCUCCCUUUUGUUUUCCAUUCAAAAACAUAUCUUUAAAAUAUUCAUCUCCCUGACUUUGUCCUCUUGCUGAAGCUUUUUUGAAUCAGACUUUCAUUCAUCCACCUCAUCACUGUGCUGCUAAGCUCACCUGUAGUCUCUUGUUUUCAGGCUACUUUUAUUUUGUUCAGGAAAAACUUUUUAAUCUUUAGCUUUGAAUGUUUCUUCAGGAAAAUAAAUCACUUUUACUUUGCUGUGUGAUGAUAACCAGCUUGGAAGUAAGAGAGGAAGUCAGUGAGUCUGUGCCUAAUGAGGCUGAAGAUUUAUCAUCAUAGUUAAGAGAAGAGUGGAGGAAAUCAGAUAUGAUUCUCAGCUUGAGACUUUUUUGUGUGUGUUUUGACCUGAAUUGUCCCCAUGAUGAGUCCCCAGCAAUGAGGCUCCAUAACUGAGAGGAGGCUUUACUUGACUGUGAUUUUACUGUGUUGCUUUGCUGAGUGCUUUGUUACGCAGACACUUGGGUAAUGCCGGUGAAAGCAGCAUUUGCUAUCAGUGCGUGUAGGCAGGUAUUAAAUUGCCAAGCGUGCAGAGAUUUUUAAAAGCAGUUGGAACACAGUCACUCUUUCUGUUGCACAGUACUUUGAAAAAACAGUGUUGCUUAACACAGAAAAAUGCUGAUUUUGCUGGCAUCAACUCUAAAGUUGAUAUUAUGCAAGGAUUGCAUAUUGUUGAUUAUGCUGUGAAUAUAGCUCAUGUUUGUGCCUCAUAUUUUCUUUUGCUUGGUCCCUGGUGGUCAGAUUUUCCAGUCCUAUCAGCUGUAGCAUGUGGUUAUGAUAAUACUCUAAAUACUCCAAAUGAUUAAAAAUGACAACAUCUUUGCAUAUCAGGACACAAGCAGUGAUACAAGAAAUGACAAACCAUGCUGAUCAGAUGCUUUCAUGGCUGCACCUGUCAAAGAUAAUGAAAAAAAUCCUAAAUUACAGCAUUUCAGAUCCAAAGCAGCCACUGGCUGUUGUUCAAUAUCUGAUGUAUAGUGCAUAUUACAGAGUCAUGCAGUUUAAUUAUGGUCUUAAUAUUUACCUUGUAUUUUUCCUGUCUUGCUUAUUUCAGAUGACUGGACACAAAUUCAAAAGUCCCUUGAGGCAUUAUUUACUGAGCAGUAUUUUUACAUCUACAUUGUUUGUCACUAAAGUUCAGCAACUUUGUUUUUCUGUCACCUACAGCCCAGCAGGUCAGUGAUCAUGCCUAGUAACCCUUUUUUCUUUCUGUUUCUCUGCAGACUUCAGAACAGCUACACAGCGUCUCAAAGAGCCAAUCAGGAUCUGGAGGAGAAGCUUCACGCUCUGGUAACCUUUUUUUACUUUUUUGAGGUAGUCUCCUGACCACUCAUAGCUUCCUCUUUGAAGUCAAUGUAGACCAGCCUCUUUAAAUGUGUCUGAGAAAUCACAUCACUGGAUCAGAAAUUUUCAUGAUGGGAUUUACUUUGACAAGAUUAAAAUAUUUCUAGGACCUUUACAAGUUAAAUUUUCCUUGUUACAUCUCAAAGUGAAACUCCAAAUAAAUGUUCGAUUCAGUUUCAACAGCCAUAAGAGAAAAAGAUGUAGCAAAACUUGUAAUUUAGUAAAAACGUCAAUUAUUCAAAUGAGGCUGGGGAUCAUUUAGCCCAUCUCUAGAGUAACUUAUUCUAACAGGUUGUAUAUGUUUUUAUACUUGCCAAAGAAAAUCUAAUUAGAAUAGGAAGAAAAAGGUGAUGAUACUGACUUAUCAAGACAGCUAUACAGUAGCACAGAGACUGCACAAUGUGGACUUGGCAGUCAAUCAACUGGUGUGACUUAUGGUCUGAUUUAUGGUACUUCUGCUGACAUAUAUUUUGUCUCUUAUAUCACAAAGUCUAUCGAUAUGAUCUAAUUGUUGCUCAAUCAUAAAAAGAUUUCCAGGGGCACUAUUUUAGUUCAGAGAAUGAACUGUGUGCUUCCUGUACAGAGGUGUCAGGAUAUACAGUGUUGGAAAAAAGUUUGGAAUAUUUGUCAAUUCAACCCCAGCCUCGUGUUUAACGCGGUCUGCUGCUUUCUGGAGAAUUAUUCUUGAGACUUUUUAAUGUUCCCUGGUCUCUGUGAUAUGUUUUUGAAAUUCACAUCAAACUAUUUUGUUUCUCAAAAAAUUGUAGGGCGGACACAUUAUGAUUCACAAAAGGCCAUAGAAAUAACGCAUAAAAUCAUGAGUCGGUAUUUAAUAAAUAAACGGCUGUAAUUUUAAAUUGCCACAAAAUACGUGGACCAUCUUUGAAAGCAACAUCAAACAUAACAAGACGAUAACAACAAUACAGUCAGUACUUUGUGUGACCGCCUCUAGCAUUGUACAAUGCGCGUACACGUCUGGGCAUGCUGGUCACUAGGUUGGUAAGAGUUUCUACUGGGAUUUCUCGCCAGCAUUGGAUCACAGCCUGAGUCAGUUCAGCCACGUUUGUUGGAGGAUCAUUCACGUUAUUCAGCCCACGUGAAACUUCAGCCCACAGGUUCUCGAUCGGGUUCAUAUCCGGGGACAUGGCUGGCCACUCCAUGUGUUCCACACCCUCUUGAUCCAGAAAAUCGCGUAUCAGCUGGGUCCUGUGAGGCGGGGCGUUGUCAUCUUGGUACACAAAGUUUGCCCCGAAGUGCUGUCUAGCAAAUGGGAGCAUUUUUCCAGAAUCCGGCAAUAGCGGUGUUGGUUCAUGUUACCAUCCAGGACAUGCAAGUCACAUUUAGCGGUACUGUGGAAUGCACCCCAAACGGUUACCCCGCCGCCCCCAGCUUGCACUCUGGGCAAUACACAACCUUCAGCCAGAGACUCAUGAGCCUGACGGCGAACCCUCACGCGGCCAUCGUGUCGGUAAAGGAGGAAACGAGACUCGUCACUGAACACCCUGUGUCGCCAAUGUCCAUCCUGCCAGUUCAGGUGGUCAUGUGCCCAGCCUAAGCGGGUUUGGCGGUGUCGUCGUUGCAGGAGAGGUUUCCAUACUGGUCUCCUCACAAAAUAACCCACGUUCAACAGUCUGUAGCGUACCAACCGGCUCGUGACAUGAGUAUUUGUGAAUCGCAUCCAUUCAUUACGCAGCUGGGUGGAAGUCUUUGUACGCCCAGUACGAGACAGCCUGUGCAGAUAACGAUCCUCCCUCACUGUGGUUUUUCGGGGACGUCCAGACCUGGGUCUAGGCGUUGGCACACCUGUCUGUCGAUGUCGCUUCAGGAUCUUGGACACUGCACCCUGCGUAAUUCCCAGAGCAGUGGCUAUGGCAUUCUGUUUGGCUCCAGCUUGGCGCAUGCCCACGAUACGGUUGCAGAUUGCGGCACUCAGUUGACGUCUCAUAGUCACAGGAACCUUGUCUAAAAAGAUCAGGAGCAAUGGGACACAGGAAACAAGUGGACACCCUUUUAUAACCAUUGUGGUGGACGCUGAUUUGUCGGUCAAAAAUGGGAGUGUCAUGUAAUCGGGCUCAUGUUAUUUUUCUCUGAUGGAGCAGACACUAAUUCUGUAUGCCCGUUGAAAGGGGAUUAUCUCAGCUACAUUUUGAGCUAAGACACGCUUCUCUAAACUCCCGUGAGCCGCGCAAAAUAAGCAUACUCUUAAGGAAUAGAAACACUGAAGAAAAUAUUCCAAACUUUUUUCCAACACUGUAGUCCCUGAAGUGGGCAGCCUGGGUUUUGGACUUUCAGAUUCCUGCUGUAACCACUGUCCUGUCUCUGAACAUAAGAUUGUAAUGCAGGUCAACACAGGUCUUUGUGGUCUUACCCCCAAAAAAUCACUGUUAAUUCAUUCAAAUGUACCUUAUCACUUCGUAAGCCUAAAUGUUUCCCUCCCUCCUCAAAUUCGUUGUCAAAUAAACCUUGGUAAUCUGACAAAUCAUUGUAAUUUACCAGCUCACAGAUUGAUUAACAGCUACACAGACUAUAGAAAGACAAUCAGGAGAGAGACAGGGUCAUAUAUUCAGUUGGGAAACAUGUUUGACAGCCCAUUAGCAUCUGAAUACAACUAAUUUUAGCAUUCAGCUGCUUCCUAGUUUACAUAAAUAUUCAACAAUUGUCAAUACAGCUGAAAAAGGACACAUAAUAAAUAUUUUUUGGAUGAAUACUUUGAGAGCAUUUGUUUUUAUAUUGGUAAACUAGAGAGUUUCAACCUUUAUUAUUACUCAGCUGAAAGAGGCUAGUAUACUGGGGUCUCUUUUUAAACCAUGACACCAACUGGGUAUCUACUUUCAAUAAAGCAACAAAUAAUACACAAUUAAAAAGAAAAGAUGAUGAAAAAAUAUCCAAAGGAUAUCUUUGUGGACUUUGGGAUCAUUUGAGCAAAGAGUUCUUCAGAUAAAGAGGUAAACUGAUUUUGCCUAUUUUGAAAAAUAAUUUGUGAUGGACCUUUGAGUUGACUGUAGUUUUCACUGAAGAAAAAGUACAGCCUCAUGUAAGGACUGUGCUGUGCAAAUACUAUAUUCACAAGUUUAUUGACAUUAGAGUUAUCAGCAUUUGAAAUACAGCACUGAAUAACUUAUUACAUGACAACUCAAUGGUGGUCAUUUUAAAAUGUUAUAAAAAUUGUGAGGUUUAAACCAUAUCAUACAUUUUAAAAACUGUUCCAUCUUCAUUUUUUUUAGAUAUUCUGUUUAAAAAAAGACUUCCAUUAAAAGAUGUAUUAAUUUGAAAAAAUAUUCAAACAUUAAAACUUGUGACUAUUAAUCAUAGACUGUAUAUAAGAUGGACAGCCUGGUUCCAGGCUCCGCCUUUAUACGGAUUUGAAGCCAAAAAGCUCUCUGUAAUUCCGGGUUUUUCUCCACUUCCUUGAAACCAGAGCUGCGCAGUAGCGUUUUUGGCUGGGCGGGAGACUCGGAGCGAUGACGCUCCGCUCAAAAAUCCUCUUCUCCGCUAGCAAACCCGAUUGGUCUUGACGAUAAACGAAAAAGAGCGACGCACAAGCGGCAAGUGCAAAGUGUAGAGAAUGACGCAAUUUCCUGUUUUUACAACUCCUAAUAACUUUUUAAAAUGGAGCUGCAGAGAGAAAAAAGACCUGAACACAAACCAGUCUAAUAAUAACAUGUCAACAUCGCAGUCGGGGGUAAGAAAAGUGUAUUUUCUGUGUAAUUAAUUUCUAAAGGCCGUCCGCCGCUCCAUUCACUUUGCUGGCAGAAGUGGGGUUUAUGACUUGUGCUGCAGCCAGGCUCUAGGGGGUGCUGUUCUCGGAGUGGCUUCACCCGGCGAGGAGACAGACGGCGUCCAUCUUAUAUACAGUCUAUGCUAUUAAUCCUUUAUAAUGCCAAGAAUAAUAAAAAUAAUAGUUAAAAAACAAUAAUAAUGUAAAGGUAACAAAAUAAUAAUUAUCAAUAUAAUAUUAAAAAUGGAUAAUGACAAUAAUGAUUAUAAUAUUAAUGAUGAUAAAAUUAUCUUAAUGAUGAUGAUAAUAAUGAUAACUAUGAUAAUAAUAAUAAUUAUGAAAUUAUUAUGAUAAUACUUACAAUACUUUAAUAAAAAUAUUAAAAUAAUGAUCAUAAUAUUGAUUAUAACAAUACAAUGAUGAUAAGCAUGCACAUUAUGAUGAUAAUCAUGAUGACAGUGAUGAUAAUAAAAUAAAACUGAUAAAAAUAAUCAAAAUAAAAUAAUAAUAAAAAUAAUGAUAAAGACAAUAAUAAUAAUUAUUAUAAUAUUGAUUAUGAUGACAAUUUUUAUAAUAUGAUAAUAAUCAUUAUAAAGAAUUGAAUAAUUGAAAUAAUAAUAAUCAUAAUGAUCAGAAAUAUAAUGAUAUUGAUGAUAUUUAUAAUUAAAUUGAUGAAAAUACUAAUGAUUGAAUGGAUACCAAUAAUAAUUAUAAUGAUGAUUAUGAUAAUAAUAUAAUCAUGAUAAUAACUAUAACAAUGUUGAUAAAAAAAAACACAAAUAGGGAAGAGAAAAAAAAAACAAAUACGUAAAAAAAUAAAUAAAUAAUUGCGAUUCAGGACAGGACAGGGGGACAGUGGAGGACUUGCAGACAAGUAGUUUGAACAAAAGCAUAAAUUUAUAUGACCUAAAUUUAAAAUGAAUUGUGUUAGAAAAUGUGAAAUUGUCUUUAAAGUUUUGUUUCCGGAAGUGAUUAAAAAGAUGUCACUCACCCUGCAUGCCUUAUCUGCUCAGGUAGGUGGUUUGCAAAUUUUCCCACCGUGGGAUAAAUAAAGGUUCAUCUCUUAUCUCAUAAAGCUCUGAUAGAAAAACACAAUCUUAUUUAGAUUUGAGCCUUGACUUUAACAACCAGCAGUGCGCCACCUAAGGAUCUAAGGCUGCAAGUCGACUUGAAUGGUGUCGACAUUUCUGCAACGUCAUCAGUUAAAUCUUAAAAUCAAUUGUAAAACUCACAGGGAGGGAAGUGAGGACAGGAGUGAUGUUGAAAGCAGGUUUCCAGCACCAAUAUCACAGGAGCAGGUGCAUGCUAAAGAGCUGAAAAUGACAGAGCCAAGAUUAGAUGAGGGUGAAAGCUCUCACAGCAAAGCAGUCAAAACUCUUCAUUUCUGUGUGUCUGGAGGAGGAACAGGGUUUAUAAUUCCUCUACAGUCAUAAUGGUCAUAGACUUCCGUAGAUCCAAACCCCCUCUUCAGCCAGUGAACACCUGUGGAGUGGACGUCGAAGUGGUGACAUCAUAUAAAUACCUAGGUGUACAUCUGGAUAAUAAGUUGGACUGGUCUAAGAAUAUAGACUUCAUCUACAGAAAGGGGCAGAGCUGCCUCUUUUGCCUGAGAAGACUCUGAUCAAUAGACAUCUGUAGUAAGACGCUGCAGAUGUUUUAUCAGUCUGUGGUGGCAAGUGUGCUGUUCUACGCUGCAGUCUGCUGGGGAGGAAGUAUCAAACAAAGAUGCAAGACGUCUGAAAAAACUGGUGAAAAAGGCUGGCUCUGUGGUAGGACUCAAGCUGGACUCAGUGGAGGAUGUGGUGGAGAGAUCUACACUGAGGAAGGUGGAGACUGUUCUCAAGAACAUGUAUCACCCACUUCACAACACCUUGAUGGACCAAAGGGCAAAUGGUGGUGGAUGGCUCCUCUCUCUUCGCUGCAGGACAGAAAGAUUUAGAAGAUCUUUUGUACCCACAGCCAUCAGGCUUAAUAACUCUCAUGUAAAUAAUAGAUAACUUUUAUAGACAUAUUACGUGAGACAACAGACAAUUGAAUCAAUAAAGUUCUUCUUAUUCUUAUAGCAAGUGUUUGUGUCUGUGUGUAUCCCAGUGUGUGUGUGUGUGUGUGUGUGUGGGGGGGGGGGGGGGGGGGGCUCAUCGAUGACACUUUCAAUAACUGCUCAAUGGCUGAAUGAAAACACCCUCUAAGGCUGUUUAUCGAUUGACUGUGGAAAACUGGAGUUGACGGACAGCAGGGUGGUUGCCACUGGUGAUAGAUCAGGAGGUCAGAAGUCGCUGAGAGGCAGUUUAUAAAAAAGCAGUUCAGAAAGCUUCACUGUACAGUUUCUUUGGUUAGUUCAGGAAGAUUAUUUUAAGCCAAAAGUGUGGACUCUUUCAGACUCUUCUAACUUUUGGACAAGGUGUUUCCGAUCACUUCAGGACGAUGUGAAAACUGCUCUGUAUGAGAUCAAACUCAUUUUUUUCAGAUGGUGCAGCAUUUCUCUUGUUCUCUGGCUUUGUAUUUGCUUUGUCUGAUGUUGUUCUUCAUCUCUGUAUUUUCUCUCUGUCUUUUUUCUCCUCUCCUCUCAUGCUGCUCUGUGAUGGAUUGACUCAUCUUCAUCAUAAUCAUCAUCAUCAUCACCUUCAUCAGGCUGCAGUCAGUCAGACAUGGGUUCAUGCAGUUGCGUUUCAUUUCGUUUUCUUCCUCCUCAUCCUCACCCUCUGUCUUACAUUUUUCUGUCCUUCUCCUUAGUUUUCCCCGACUUUGGUGUCUUUUUCUGUUGAAAGUGUUGCAGCACCUAAUUGUAACAACAUUAAUAUUUAUUUUUAUGUUUUUAAUCUGCUCCAGGCAGACAGAGACAUGAUCAGUAUGAAAAUCUGUGGCUCACUGAGUUUAUCAAGCUUUGGUGUCAAUUCUAUGUGAAUUAAUCACUCCCAUAAAUUAAAACUCGUAACAAAAUACUGAAAACCAAAGGAGGAGUCAUAGUUUUGACAUCCAAAGUCCAAGUUAUGAGAUAAAAGUUAAACUUCAAAGAGUUUUAUGUAUUAAAGCAAUAUAUUUUUCCUCAUGAUUUCAGGUCUUUUUUAACUCGAAAGUUUUCUGUCAUGAGGUUUGAUGACAGAUUUUGCCUGUAUCAAACAUUGUCAGGUCAGAGGCUGAGUGAAAUGUCGUUAAAAACAGGAUUUUAUGGUUUACAAAUCUUUUGAAAGCAUUAUUGAGUUAUAGUCAAUGUAAAGACACGGAACGAUGGGUUGGAACUGAAAAAAAAAGUUUAGAAGAAAAAGGUUUCAGCUACUCAAGACUUGACAGCCCCCUUUGUCUGUAAAUUGAAUUUUAAUCAAGUUUAGUAGUGUCACUGGGUGAUAUAUUUUGAUUGCAGGCCAGCUUAGCAACAGGACUCUUCUACUUCAGAGCCAUGCUGUUGUAAUAUAAAUAUGAAGCUCUUCCCUGACAAAGUCUUUGUCUGGAUGGCAGCCGAUGUAGAUAUUGUUCAGUAUAGUUGCAGCAUUAAUGGGGCCUUCACUGAUGUGGAAGAUCCAAGACCCAUGACAAGGAUGUAUCCUCAGUGCUGAACGUUGAAUGAAAUGCUUUAUGCUGAUUCUGGGUGCUUCCUCUCCCUUUCCUUUCAGUCUAUCCUAAAUGGACUCAGGCCCAGAGAAGUCUGGCAGAUUCUGAAUCAUGUGUAUAUGUUCCUUCCUCUUUGCAUGGUUCAGUUUUAACCUGCAUUUAGAUGAGAUGGCAAGUUAGUCUACAGACAUUGGGCUUUAAAGGUGAUUUUUUUUUGCCCAUGCAGUGAUUUCCACAAAAGUAUUUUUUUAAUGCAGUGAUGCCUGAGGGCUUUGUGAAGAUCACAUCCAUCCAGCCUUGGUUUUGGUCCUUGUCCCUUUUGUACACCGAUUUCUCCAAAUCCUCUGACUCUUUUCAUGAUAUUUUGUACUGUAGAUGAUGAAAUCCAUUCAUUAUCUACCUUACAGAGCAAUAUUCAUUAAUGUUGAAUGAUUAGCUCAUGCAGUCUCUCACAGGGUCUAAAACCACUUCCCACCUGUUCUUCUGAGAGACUCUUUGGAGUGCCCUUUUAUGCCCACUCAUGUUACUCACCUGGUGGAAAUUGACCCUACAAGUUUGCAAAUGUUCCUCCAGAUGUUCCAACAUUUCUGAAAUGUGUUGCUGUCAUCAGAUCUAAAAGGAACAUAUAUUUUUUAUGAAACUUUUUUUUUCAGUUUCAACAUUUGAGGUCAUUUUUGCACCAUUUUCAAUAAAACAUGGGAUGUAAAGGGUUUACAAACAUCACAAUCUGUUUUUGUCUAUGUUUGAAACACCUCCUAUGCCCGCUUUUUUUGUAUUGAGGGUUAUGUUUAGAUGUACUGUUACAGAUCUGUCUCAUUCUGCUAACUCAGCUUCUUCUUUUGUGUGCAGGUCCAUAAAAAAAUGUUCAUGGAUUGCCAGUUUUGGUUCACAUGGCAUUGGUUCUGUCUGGAACCACUGAAUUGAAUCUGUAGGAAAGUUUCUCUUAGAUGACUUUUAAGUUAUAUUACUGCCACAUGAAUGAAGGAAUUUAAGAUAGUCAAAGUCCCUCCCUCCUGAAUUAUGAACUGCAGUGGUUCAGUCAAGUGUUUUGGACACAGCCAGUGUGUGUUAGCUGAUCACUCUGACAAAGACUCCUAAAACUACAGAACCCAAGUGAAGUAUUGAACAGCACAUUGUGAGCUACAUCUACUCUUGCAGUCAAAAGUUAUUUGAGGUACUGCCCCACUGCCUCUGCCAGUAUUCACUAGUUAGAUAUUGACUGGUUGAAGAAUUUUAAUGCAGGCCUCAAGCUGAAUUUGUGAGUUUGAAAGGAUAUGCCGAGCUCAUGUAAUGAUAGAUAAUGUGAUGAAAGUUUUGAUAGUGCCAGAAAUAAUGUUGUAUUUGCUUGACUCCAGUCGCUGCACAUUUGUGAAGCAUUUAAGUGCAGUAAUAUUUCCUGAUCAGUUGUAUUGAUCAGUGAAAACAGAACAAUGGUAACAAGAGUCUGACUUUAUGUGAGCUUUUUAAGCUUAUGUUGGCUGCUUGCUUCUUUUUCACCGCUCUGUGAGGAACUCCGUUAAAACAUUUCAGCUUCAGCGCUUCGAUCAAGAUCCUAUGGGAUAUCUCUGAUCUUGCAGCAGCAGCCACAUUGCCACUUCCCAUAAUGCAUCUUUAGCUGCUGCUAGUUAAUGCAGCAUUCAAAUGAUCUGGGAAAUGUGAAAUAAACCCUGAAAAUAAGUCAGAGCCCAGCUAAGGAAUGUGUAAACUCUGAAGUUAAUUAUUAAAUAAAGCUUAUAGGAUAAACCUCUGGAUACAUUUAAGACUGUAACUAAUAGGAACUGAAGUGCACAGAUCCAAACUAUCUAAACAAAAAUGAAUGUUCAUUCCCACAUGAUCUGAAUGUAGAUCCACCUCCUGCCUGAUCCUGAUUGGCUCUGUCACUCUGGUUGACAAAGUUUGUAACAUGUACCCGCUUUUCCAACAGUUACGGAAGGUGGAAAGGGACAAAAAGACAAUGGACCAGGAGAUUGUGGAGCUCACCAACAAACUGCUGGAUGCCAAGAACACAAUUGACCGCCUGGAGGAGCUCAAUGUAAGUAAAAACUGAUUGUUGUGGCCCAUGUUUUGCAUUGCUUCAACAUCGGAAAUGCUAUGUGUCUUCGAAGCAGGGUUUUGUAUUCAGGUGCAAAGAACCUCUUAAAUGUGGCCUCUGUGUAGGACCUGUAGCCUCUUAGUUUCUAAAUGUGUUAUCCAUGCAGAGCUCAGGGGUCCAUGAUGAUGAUACAUUACCCUGAUUCUCUGAGGGGGGAGAGUAAACGCUGAUGCAGAUAGAUUCAGGGGAGCCGGUUUUUGACUUGCACAGUUUUCCUUUGAACAGCCUGCUGCUAUGUUGUGUAGGGAUCAACAAUACUUGUGCAUAUUUGUGUUUUGUUGUAGGGAUGUUGAGGAUGUCACACACACACACACACACACACACACACAUAUAUAUAUAUAUAUACUGUAUAUAUAUAUAUAUAUAUAUACUGUAUAUAUAUAUAUAUAUAUAUAUAUAUAUAUAUAUGAAUUGUCUUAAACGUCACAUUUAUACAGUUACAUUGACUUGUUGUCUGAACGGGGAAAGCUUUUGUUUGUUGUACUGCCACCAUGGGAUGCCUAUAUUAGACCCAUCAGCUAUUGAUUUAUACAUGCUACAUGCUAUAUGAUCAUGGCCCAUCUCUCUGUAUAUCCACUGUUGGCUGUGUUAAGCUGUAAACGAUUUGAAGCGAAGACCUCCUUUCCUGUGCACUGUCAUUGUUCACAGUUCACUUAUCACCCAGGUGUUCAAAUCCAAAGUCAAGUGAGAAAUGUUAGUUUCUGAUUAGUCUCAGUUUCACUUUAAAUAAUUCACUCCGACAGCUUAAAGAGUAAGAAACAACAAAAUAUCUGAUUUUCUUGGGAUUUUGCAAGUAACAAGUCUUCAACUUUCUCAACUUACAGAAUCCUAAUGUAUACUUAUAAAACAUCAAGGUAUGUUAGCGACAGUAAAGACGUUUUAAAAAAUGCUUUUUAGUCAGAUGGAGUUCAGAUUAGUCAUUCCUGAGGCAUUCUGAGAAAUCUGGAAAACUAAGUGCUGUGUAACACUCGCAGCAUAGUGUAAGGAAGAUUUUAUCCUCAUGUUUGGAUUUGGAUCUGGAGGAGAGCGUUUGCUGUUUAUGAAAAGUUGUCUGCCAUGGGGAACAGGAUAUCCUGAUGAUGGAUGGCUUUCUUUUCUGACUAUUUAUGCAGUGAAAACAGAAUCCUGCUGAGACAUGAUUGGUUAUAACACGAUUGGUGGACUGUAAAUGUUCUUCUAAUGAAUAUGAAAACACCUACAUCGUAGGAACCCAGGCCCUUGAGUACAAAUGUCUACAUUUUCACACAGACUCUGUAAGUAGAGUUCAUGGGGAUGCUAAAGGAGGAGGACAUAUUCACUACUACCUCCUCCCAGCCUUCUGUUCCUCAGGGAGACUUACUGUUGGAGCCCUAAAUGGUCCAAAAUAUACAGCCUGAGGCAGAUCCCUCGUUAUCCCUUAUACACAUUCACCUUGUAAGUGGUAGAUUGAUGAUAUGCCUCAUUUUGUCAGACAGUGCACAGCUGUCAGACCCACAGACUUAUCUAUACAGACUCAUAUGCUGACAGAAGAGAAUAAAGCAAAUUAAAAUAAAUCAUGUUUCCUACAAUCCUCCUUUUUUAUGCUAAUUGAGGAAACGUCAUUCUUGGUCUUGUAUAUAUUACAGAUCUAAAUAAUUGAUGGACUGAAACUUUUGCCUAUAUGUAAACAGCUGCAGAGUCUUCCUUUAUUUCUUCUGUGGUGGGGUUGAUGCCAAGUGGAUUUUUGUAAUCUGAACACCGCUGUAUUUCUAAACAUGGCCUGUGUGUGAUCUGUGUACACAGGAACAAAUGGAGAGAAAUAACACGAACCAAUUAAGCCAUUAAUUUGGCUUUUAACUAAUGUUUAAUUCUUAUCUAUAUUUUCAUCGAAUUUAUUUUAUUUAUAUAUUUUAGUCCUCAUUUACAUGUUAUGUUUACUCUAUUUAUUUAUUUAUUUUUAAAUUAUAUUUUAGCUGUUUAUUGGUAUUUUUUAAUUUCAUUUACUUUGAUGCUCUUAGCCGAUGUAGUUUAUGUAGUUGUUAUCCGUUUCUUCAGUGUUUCCUCAGUGGGGGCCACCUGCACUGGAGCUUGUGACUGGCUCUGUCUGGGAUUUUCUGCCUUGUGGUGUGCACUCAGCUCGGCCAGGUGGCGGUCUGCAGCAAUUCUUGCUGUGGGCCCCUUACUGGCCUGUAGCGGGGUGUGUGCCCAGGUGGAAAUGUCCCAGCCCUGGGCAGUGAGCAGCCCCCAGUGCAGUCGGCCUCCUGACGUUUCCUGACCUGGCCCCUCUGUACUCAGCUUUUAAGAUUGCAUUAUUUGUGCGUGUGUGUGUUCGUGCGUGUGCGUGCGUAUGUGUAUGUGUAUGUGUAUGUGCUGGGUGGGGGGGGGUGGGGGUAGUGGGGUGAAAAGCACUCUGUGCUGCAUCUUUUGUAUGAAAAGUGCUUUAGAAAAGUUUAUUAUUAUUAUUAUUAUUAUUAUUAUUAUUAUUAUUAUUAUGCUCUCCUUUAGGAUCCCCUGACUUUUGAAUAAAUGAAACAUGAAUGCUUUGACUUGAGUCCAGCCCAAAACAGAUGUUAAUAGUGUACUGAAUGAAACCUUGUUGGACCCAGACAGCAUGUGGUUUAACAACCAUUAAUUCACUCACUGCCUGUGCUUUAAACCAUGUGUUGUUGAUAGUAUGAAUUCAGCGCAUUCCCAUCAUUUUCUCCUCUUCUGCUCGUCAUAUGAAAACUGACAAGCAUUGACCUUUACAAUGUUUAUUUUUGAACCAACACUCUGCAUUCACUUUUUCAUUCAUUGACGGUGUUUGUUCUUCUGUACCUACAGGCUCUUUUACAGCUUUCAUUUUAUACCUAAUGGCCGACUCUUCAACAGCUCACAGUGCACAGAACUUUUUCACUGAAGUUUUAUCAGCUUUAUUCAGAGAUCCUGGAAAUCAGUCAUUGCUGUGGGUGCAGGGACAAGAUAAGAUAAGAAGAUAAGAAGAACUUUAUUAAUCACAGAAGGGAAAUUUUUUUGUCUGAAGUCUCAUCUCAUCUACUAGAUAAUAGAAGAGUUAUAAAGCCUGAUGGCUGUUGGUACAAAAGAUCUUCUGAAUUUUUCUGUCCUGCAGCGAAGAGAGAGGAGCCAUCCACCACCAUUUGCCCUUUGGUCAAUUAAGGUGUUGUGAAGUGGGUGAUCCAUGUUCUUUAGAAUAGACUCCACCUUCCUCAGUGUAGAUCUCUCCACCACAUCCUCCACUGAGUCCAGCUUGAGUCUAACCACAGAGCCAUCCUUUUUCACCAGUUUGUUCAGACGUCUUACAUCUUUGUUUGAUACUUCCUCCCCAGCAGACUGCAGCGUAGAACAGAACACUUGCCACCACAGACUGAUAAAACAUCUGUAGCAUCUUACUACAGAUGUCUAUUGAUCAGAGUCUUCUCAGGCAAAAGAGGCGGCUCUGCCCCUUUCUGUAGAUGAAGUCUACGUUCUUAGACCAGUCCAACUUAUUAUCCAGAUGUACACCUAGGUAUUUAUAUGAUGUCACCACUUAAAUGUCCAUGUGGAAGUCUAUGACCAUCUCCUUUGUCUUUGAGGUGUUGAGGAGGAGGCAGUUUUUGUGACUCGAGUCACUGAAGGCUCUUAUCAGAUCUCUGUAUUCAGCUUCUUGUCCAUUUCUGAUACAUGCCACAAUAGCAGUGUCAUCUGAGUAUUUCUGUAUGUGGCAGGACUCAGUACUGUAUUUGAAGUCUGACGUAUACAGUGUUAACAGGAAUGGUGCAGGCACUGUCCCUUGUGGAGCCCCUGUACUGCUCAUCAAUGUCCCAGAAACACAAUUCCCCAGCCUGACAAACUGUGGCCUUCCUGUCAGGUAAUCUGUGAUCCAGGAAACACAGGAAGGAUCCACUCCCAUCUCUGUGAGCUUGUCUUUGAGUAUGGAGGGUUGGAUGGUGUUGAAUGCACUUGAAAAGUCAAAGAACAUGAUCCUCACAUAAACCCCAGGUUCCUCCAGAUGAGACAGGGCACAGUGAAACAUGUAGAGGAUGGCAGUAGUUGUAUAUGGUGACACUUUAUGCUCUACAAAUUAAGUUGAUUAAUUUGACUACUCAUUUUAACAUGCCAUCACAUUUUAUUCAAUCUGAGACUAUUUCAUUUUCAAUCUUCCAAAAACAUGAUUUUAUUUGAAAGGAGUUCAAACUGUGACGGCCCUGCUGCAGUUACUCUUCUGCUUGGCUCUGCCUAACCUGUCCUGUCUCCUCCCCCUUGUUGCAGAGAUACCUGAGUUCUGCUCAUGACAAUGAUUUGGAUCACCUGGGUCUGGCCCUGGCAGGGUUAAAAGCCCAACCCUAAUGCUGCCUACUCUCUCUCUCUCACUCUGCCACCUCCAUCCCAGCCUUCACUUGUAUAUUCUGUAUUUGUUUGUUUUGCUUGACAACACCCUACACUUCAACUUAACACACAUGCAUUGACACCACUGACUGAAUGGACUGACACAUGCCAUAUUUUGCUGUUGAUUAUUCAUUUGGUUCACUUAUUUUGCAAUAAACCAGCCACCUUUUUUCAAGUAUUCUUGGUGUCCUUACCACAUUUGUCAUGGCCCUUGAGCCAGGUUAUGCCAUCCACCUUUUCCCUCAUUUUUUGCUAGGUAAAAUUACAUUGUUUGGCUCAGUUUAGUGUUGCCUAGUUGAUGGUUUGUUUGCUUGGUACUCAUGUUUUGUAACUUUCUGGAUCCGGUGCACAUUUGUUUUAAACGGUCUGUGUGCGCACCUAGCAUCUCUGUUCUGCCUACCUGUGCUGCGGAGUUUGUUUGCGCGUGCAUGUGUAGGAUUUGUUUGGAAGGGAAGGACAGCGCGUUUGGGAUGUCUUUUUCAGGGUAAGUCUUGUUUUUCUAAGAUAACUAAGUUUGCUCUUACCUUGCUUCUGUUAAGGGAGCUUCAGCUUUUUGUUUAUGCUGUUUCGGUUGGGCCAGCAGCCACUGGACAGUCACUGUGCGUAAUUUUGCCCAUUUGCAGUGAUUUGGUGUUUUCACCUGUCAGGCUGUAGCAGCAUUCCCCCUUGGGUUCAAUUAUUGGGGUUGGUAGUGUUGUGGUUCAUGUGGUUGAAGCUUUGCUCAGGAGCAUGGCUGUGGUCUUGGUGGGGUUGCUAGCAUGCUAGUCACUUUGCCUGGCCAGUGGUCAAGAGUGCAUAAAUACCUGCCGCAAGUCACUGCAUGAAGACAAGGAGGGAGUUUAGGUAGGUGAAUUUUGUGUUAUAGAUAGUGGGGAGAAUCAACGCCAGGGUAAGGAUCACUCCUCUAAUUGCGCACAGGUGUCUGUCUUGGUGUCUUCUUGUUCCCGUGCGUAAAGUUGGUCGAUUCAGGGUUCUCAUGGUAAUUUGUAUUUCAUUAUGUCUGAUAUCAAGGAUUUUCUUGCAGAGCCCUCCCUUGAAAGUGUACUACCUUGCUUUAUUUGGUGAAUUUAUUUUCAGCCAAACUCUUUCAUAAAAACAAGAUUUUAAAAGUUUAAAUCAGUCAGUUUCAAAAAGUUGGUCGUGAAAGGUUGGGUUUUUUUGGUGCACAGCUUUAUCAUAGACUGAAAUCCUCACUUUUUUUAUAAUCUCAAACCUUCAGUUAAGUAUCUGUCUGCUUUCUGCAUGUACUCCAGUUGUUUUAUUAUCUGACCACUGGAUACAUUUCUCCAAUAAUGAUAACUCACAUACUUCAGCACUAUAAUCUCUGUGAUAUUUCAGUCUGUCCCGGUGCAUCAGAAUAUAAGAAUGGCCAGGUUAUGAAAAUGCCAAAUUUGGCUUUAUUAAGCUUCCAAAAAAAGACACAACCGUCACUUAGCAGCUUGAGGAGAAACAACUGAGGUGCAUUAAGUCUUCAACACUGAGGUUAGCAUGGCUGACAGCAGCGUGCAGUGACUUUGACAGUCUAAUCUUUAAACAUAUUUCUGUUACACGAAAACACUAACAUUUGAAGAAAGAUACAUAUUACAGACUGAUUAAAAACUGUCAUGCCAGGCACUGCAAGUGAAAUGUGGAACACAGACCUGCUGCUGCUGCUGCUGCUGCUGCUGCAGUUGCAGUGUGUCACUAAGCAGCAGGUUUCAUCUGGAGGUUGUGUCCAGCCUGUUUGGUUACCGUGGUAACAGUCUUCCUGCAGAAGGCGGCGACCACCUUCUAUUUCUAUUCUCUUCUCUAUGUGUUGUGGUCAUGUUAAAAAAACCCUGCUUCCAUGUUUUGGGACCAAAACCUCAUGUUUAUCUUGUUGAUGAGCUGCAGAGAGGGGAUCAGUUUCCUACUGGUUGCAUUUGCUCUAUCCUUUACAUUAUUAGUCCUUACACCUGCUGUCAGAGGGGUCAGGCCUGCUUCAGACUGAGUGAGAUUUAGUCAUUGACUCAGGGACAUUUAAAUCAAAUUGUUCUUUUUUGCUCUCUUUUUUUCAAAGUGAAUUUCCUCCUGAUGAGUUGUUGGCUCAGGUAGUCUUAGUGCUGUCCUCUGAUUGGCCCUCACAAUCUCAGGUCAGAGUCAGUCUGGUAUUUUAUGGAUGAAUGUGUAGGUGACAGAUCAUCAGGAAGAGUGUACAGCAUGUUCAUGUUUGUGUGACUGUGGUGUCUCUUUCUCCUCAGGAGCGCUACAGGCAGGACUGUAACUUGGCCGUUCAGCUGCUCAAAUGCAACAAGUCACAUUUCAGGAACCACAAGUUUGCUGAUGUGAGUAACCUGGCACGUUUAACUUUAUCAUGACUUUGUUAACACUGGGUCACAAUCUGUCUGUAGAUUUACACACUGAAGUCUUUGAUACUAAAAACCUGAUCCCCGAUCAUGAACACCAUGUACACGCUUCAAUGUUUUUUAUUUCCUGGAGGGAACCCUCCCAAAAAGAUAAAUAAAGGUGUAUCUAAUCUCUUAUCUAAUCUAAUCAAUAGGACUGAAACUGGUCCAAGUGGUCUGUGCAGGCUCCAGUGGUUGCACGCCAGACUUUGGUCCUGAACUUUAAUAGCAUGGAUGAGUUACUAGGACACUGAGUAGUAAACGAGUUAACUGUGUAUGUUCACAUUCUGAGAGGCAGGUGUAGUUUUGUUUGCCAGAGCUUCUCAAAUACUGAUGGAGGCCAGAUGACCCUUAACGUUCCUCUUGAGAACAGUUCACACACAAAUUCAUUCUGCUCGUCGCUGUGAGACGCACAGCAUCAUGCUGUUGUGUGUGUGUGUGUGUGUGUGUGUGCGUGCGUGCGUGCGUGCGUGCGUGCGUGCGUGCGUGCGUGUGUGUGUUGCAGCUACCCUACGAGCUGCAGGACAUGCUGAACAAACACAUGAAGAGCAGCCUGCCUGAGCGGGGCCCUGGCCCUGGCCCUGGCCCUGGCCCUGGCCCUCAGGACCCAGACACCCUCAGUUUGACCCCCGCAGAUGUUGUGCCGACUUCAGUCAUCGCUCGAGUCUUGGAGAAACCUGAGCCGCUGGUCCUGAACUCCGCCCAGUCCAGCAGUUGUGGCCGACCUGUCGCUGAGGACGUCUUUGUGCACGUGGACAUGACCAGUCCUGUAGGGGCCGAGGGCCACAGUCGAGAGAAUGGGGGAAAUAGUCAAGGGGCUCAGCAGAACGGCUCCUGUCGCAAUCAGAGCAGUCUGGAUGGGCAGGUGGCUGGUGAGGAGGUGGGCGGGGCUCCGUCAUUUGAGAAGCUGAACCCAUACCCGGCCCCGCCACCCCCCCAUCCCCUUUACCCUGGACGCAAAGUCAUUGAGUUCUCCUCAGAUGACAAAGUAAAGAUCCCCAAAAACUCUCCACUACCCAACUGCACCUAUGCCACACGGCAGGCCAUCUCCCUGAGCCUGGUCCAGAACGAUGACGAGCGGCUGGCCACAGGUAGCCCUGCCCCCUCUUCCUCCUCUGGAGGAGGGGCCCACCAGCGCACGCCACCAUCACAAAGGGACGCCACCAGUGAUCCACUGUCCAGUCAGUCCAGCCCUUUCAGCAGCCCACCACAGGUAACUGACCUCCAAUCAGAAUAUGCUUAUCUGAUAGUUGACGCUUUCUUCCAGCACUCCUGCUCCACAAUCAUAACUCCAAUGAUGGCUGGGACUCUUCACAAACAGAAUUAGAAGAGUUUUUUCAAAUUGAAUAUAAUGCAAAGACAUGGACCAAACACACAUAUCAAAUGUUGAUGCUAAAAAAAAUUUGAUAGUCUUUUCCAAAGACCUACUCUGACUUUGACUUUGUUAUAUUACCAUGUUUCAGAGCUGUUGGAACUGGGUGAUAGAACUGGGUGAUGGAACUGGAUAUCUUGUAUUGCUUCCCUUUUCCUUUAUUUCCACUCUGAUAAAGUUUGGGAAACAAGCCAACUGGUCUCUGGAAUUUCUAAACUACUCAGAAAAACUAAUGCUUUCAGAUUAGUUUUGGGGGCUCUUUGGCCUUUCUUGACAGGGAAUGUGUUACAGGAGGAUAUCUUAAACCAAAGAAGUGAUAGACCAGCAAAAAGCCUUGGAUGAUAACCAAGGCUGAUUUUUAUCUGUACCAGAGUUUAAUUUUAUACAAACGGGAGAAAAAUCUAUUAAAUGAGCUCAUUUGGCUCUGUUGCUUGUGUGUCUCUUACUCUGGGUCUGUCUUCACUCUCUCCUCUGCCUCACCCCGUGUCUCACCCAUGGGCUGAGGUUGGAAAUCAUUCCUGUGACCAGUGCAGUGAAGAUCAUAGUCUCUGUACAAGGGUUGGGCUCCUAAACAGCUCGGUCAACUGCGCUCCAAGUGUUGACUCAUUCUUGCUUUGUAUAGAAUUUCAGGUGCUCAUCAGUUCAGGGGUCCUUUGCUAUUUUAUGGUGUCAUGAUGCACCAAAAGUUUUCACUCAGUUCAAGUCAGGACUGCAGGUAGACCAGUUCCCCAGCAGGACUCUUCCACUAAAGAGCCAUGUUGUUGUAAUCCCUGUUGUUAGAAUGUGGUUUGUCAUUGUUUUGCUGAAAUAUGAAGGUCUUCCCUAAAAAGGUCUUUGUCUGGAUGGAAGCAGAUGUUGCUCCUAAACCUAUAGAUAUUGUUCAGCAUUAAAGGUGGGGUAGGCAGGAUCUGAGGAAGUGCCAGUUUUGGGGAGAAAUCUUGAAUGUAGACACUACCCCUCCCAACCAGUUUUCCCCUCAGCUCCUCCUCUCCCCUCCCUCUCUACUCCAGCCAGCCCCGCCCACAAACAGACCCUCGUCAUCACUCGUAUUGUUUCGAUUAAAUUCAGAUAUAAUGCAGAUAAAUACUUCAGAUAAUUACAAAUGGGGCCCAGUCAAUGUGAAAGUAAACAACAGUGGUGCUACUGUAGAUGCCAGCAGACUACCAGCAAACACAAUGUUUGCAGGACUUCUACAAUUAGGAUAAAGUGACAUAGUCCAGGACCCGAGGUCAACAGUUUAGUGGCGCAACAACAUGCAGCAGGUCCCGUUUGACAAGAAACACUUCUAUUACACUUGGCUUACUUUAUUAAAGCGGUUUACCUGUCCAGCAUAAGGGUUACAGGGUCCGUAAGAUUCCAAAGCGUCCCCCGUCAUAGUUGACCUGGCUUUUUAGCUCUUGUCAAGUCUACCUCCUUAUUAAGUGCCCAUUAUUCCGCCAGAGUCUCCAGUAUUUACUUUGUUUUCUUGCUUGUGUUGGCAGUCAUGGCUAAAGGAGGAUUCAGACAAUUUUCUGUGCUUUCUGGUUGGUUUCUACUGUCCGAUAUUGUAGCACGCUAACUUUGUUUGGGCUCCUGAACAACAUGGUGGAGCAGUGUCUGCCUCACAACCAAUCAGGUUGGGAAGGUGGAGAGUGGCUUUGUUUACAGUCAGAAAGAGUGGAGCGCUCAAAAAAUUUUAAAUGUUGACUACACAGACAUAACAAAACACAGCAAUAUUUUUAUAUUACCAAAUAUCAUCAAUGACUAAUAGCUAUUGACUGAUAUUAAAGCUGUUUUGUAUAUACGCCACAAAAAAAGAUGCUUCUAUAACAGAUUCCUGCCCACCUAAUGGAGCCUACACAGAUGUGGAAGAUACCCAUGACAUGAACUCUGAUGAUCCUCAUACUAUCAGAGAUGAGGACUUUGGACUGUUCACCGGAUGGUCUCUCCUCACGAUAGAGUACAGAAUGCAGUGCCCAUGAUCUCCAGAAAGAAUGCAAAGUUUUAGUUCAUCAGACUAGAGGACAAAACUCUAUUUGUCCUUACUCGGUCAUUUAUGAGCUCAGGUCCAAAGAAGCUAGUGAUGCUCUUGGAUCAUGUUAAUGUAUGAUUCCCGCUUUGUAUGGUACAGUUUUAAACUGCAUUUGAGAUUUGGUGACAAUGUAGAAAUGGUUUUUGGAAGUGAUUCAUAGCCUAUGCGGUCAUUUGCACUUCAGAGUCGAUUUGUUUUUUUAAAAAAGUACCCGGAGAUCAUGGCCAUCCAGUCUUGGUUUUGGUCCUUGUCCUUUUUGUACAGAGAUUAUCUCUGAAUCUUUUCAUGAUAUUGUAUAAUGUAGAUAAUGAAAUCCUCAAAUUCUUUUUUUUUAUUCACGCUCACCAACAUCCUUUAAUUGUUGUAUUUCUUCACAUUGGCUGUCACAGGGUGGUGAACCUCCUUCCAUCUUAACCUCUGAGAGACUCAGCCUCUUUGAGAGCCCUUUUGAUACCCAGUCAUGUUUCUAACCUGUUGUAAAUCAACCACAUUAGUUUUUAGAUUUUCCUCCAGUGUUUCUUAGCUUUACACAACUCAGUGGGUGUUUUGUAAUUCUGCUCCAGCGUCCCUCUAACUUGAUGCUGGCAUCGUUGAAAAAGACAAUUUUGCAGUAUUUUUCAUUUAAAUAAAAGGUUUACAUUGUUUUUAAACAAUCAAGUCUAUUUUACAUCAUCAUAUCUCACAGUAUCCAAACUCUAAUUGAAUACAGCUCAUAGUUACCCAGAAGACAGGCAUGUCCUCUGGGUAAAUCAUCACUAAAGAUGACCAGUUUUCUACCCUUUUCACCUUCAGCUCUUUCACUCACUCACUCACUCACUCAUUUCCUCACUCUUUGUCUACUCUACAGGCUCCCAGCGUUCUGGCGAGCUCUGCAAGCUCAGAGGAGGACCUGCUGGCUAACUGGCAGCGGAUGUUUGUGGAGAAGAUGGCACCAUCAUGCGAAGGCUCAAUGGUCCACCGCACUUCAUUCAGCAGUCAGACAGCCCAGGAGCUGCAGAGGAGCAGGCAGACACCAGGAGGCGGUGCUUCGUCUUCCUCCGAUCGCCACAGAGCGGCGUACUCCGAUGGCGAGGAAGGUUCCUCGGCACGCAGCUGGACACCAAGCCGUGGCUCCAGCCUUGACACUGACACUGACACUGAGCAACGGUCUGGCAGGAGGGGACGCUAUAGCGCUGGAGAAGGUUCCACAGAGGAGGGCAAGAGGCUGCUAAUGAACCUGGAGGAUGAUGGAGGCAGCGGGGACACAGCAGUCACCAUGGCAACAGGUCCUGCAGACAUCUGCAGGGAGGAUUUUGAAGAGGAUGAGGCUGAGAGUUCAACUGAGGAGAGAGACGUCCUCCCGCAUGACCUCCCUGUCAUCUCACCACGCCCCCUGGACUUCGAUGCAGCCCAUGCCACGGCUGCCCCUCUGCAACGGCCACAGAAAAGCCCAAAGAGAAUGGGCGUGCACCACUUGCACCGUAAAGACAGUCUGACCCGAGCCCAGGAGCAAGGCACUCUGCUGGAUUGAUGCUCGCACUCCAAAGCUUGAGAAAGUCUUGUUCACCCUACACUGUGCUCCAUCAGCUGCUGUCUGUUUCCAUGGCAACUGACCUGUCUGUCAAAGAGGUCAGAGGUCUAGCCCAUCAGGAUAUAGCCAUACUCUACCGUAUGCUGCCGAGCUCACCGUGUGUGUUUGUUUGUGAGUGUGAGUGAGCGAGUGUGUCAGACCGAUCAGUUUUGAUAUUGAUCAGCUGUAGAUCAAUAUUUGGGCUUCUGUAUCACUGAUUUGAACCCAGAGAUUCAGCUGAUCAGACAGAGUUGUAGGUAAAUAAAGAGAUUUAUUUUUGUGUUAUGAAAUGAAUUCUAACAGUAUUUUUAAAGAUGAACGAGUUUUAGAAAAAAAUGUCAGAACUGUUCAAAAUUAGCAAAAAAAAAAAAAAAAAAAAAAAAAAAAUAGGAACACACCAAAAGUAUUUGGAAACACCUCCUCUACAGUAAAUGAAGGCAGUAUUUCCUCACAGAGUGACAUGCUUUUAGCAUCAGGAGAUCAGAUAUGGUUCAGCAGUGUUAAAUCAAAGUUUGGUCAAGGAUGGUGAAAUAUUUCAGCCCAUGUAGAGAAGUUGUAUCCACACAGACUUUAGCAGUACAGAGAUAAACCACAUGGCUCAAAGUAUGAAAACAGCUGAUCAAACUGGUUAACUACUCAAUAUUACUGGCUAAAUUAUCAGUGUUACAAUCAAUAUUUUUUAAUCGGUCUUUUGCUUGAGUGUGACUGUGUGCGUGUGUGUGUGUUCUCUUCCUUUUUUGUGGUCAGAAGAGAAAAUGACUGAAUGAAAACUUUUAAAGAAAACAAACCACACACUUUACAGAUGUCUUUGCCUUGUGUCCUGAUCAGGAGCUUUUAUUUUGAAAAGAACAGACCAGACACAACUGGAUGAACACACACUCCCACUAAGACUCUCAGUGCCUAUCUUUCUUACACACUUUCUCUCUCUCUCUCUCUCUUUCUCUCUCUCUCUCUCUUUCUCUUUCUCUCUCUCUCUUUCUCUCUCUCUCUCUCUCUCUCUCUCUCUCUCUCUCGUUUUCUAAAAGGUACAAUGCAGGGCCAUCUGAGAGUCCAACUUGUAUUUUUGUUGUCUUCUUUGAUCAUUGAGUUCAUGUCAUGGUGUUACUAUUUAGUCAUCUGGUUUGUAGGGGGAGUUUGGUUAAUCGCCCCCACACCCUUACCCCACACUCACCCCCACACACACACGCACACUCUAACACACACACUUUCCCUAUCAGCGACACCAUGACUGUACCUGCAGGGGGGGGCGGAACUUCUCCACCUGGAAUGUAACCAUCUUGGUUUCAUGUUAUUGCUGUUGUCCCCACCUUUUGUUUCCCUCCUGUUGGUGAUGAUAUCUGGGGUAUACAUUACUAUCUUAAGAGAUUGUUUUAUUAUUCGUAUGUUUGGAUUUGAUUUGAUGUUGUUUGUUUCCAAUUUUCUUUUGGUUUCUGAUCAAUCUGGUUUGUAUGUUCAGAUAUUUUAAGCGUCUUACGAAAGCCUACUAGAGCCAGAAACACGGGUUUAAAAAAAAAAAAAAGCUGUGAGAUUUCACUUGCCAAUUUGCAAGAGUAUUGGUAUGUUUAGACCUAAAGUAUCACUGCAUUUGACAUAUUUUACAGUUCCACUCAUACAUAUUUGACAGAGGUGGAAAAAAGAAUGAGAAAGUGAGAAAAUUGCAAAAGUCUUUCUUAAAACCUUGUUUAUCUCACCUUGCUGUCAGAUCUGACCGUGCAUGAAUUCAGACUUCCAUCGUGACAAAACAUAUUCUGAUCAUUGAGAGUCUUUAUAGCUGAAGCAAGCCAGAUCUCAGCCAACAUAUGAAACGCGAGAGACAGCCAGACUCCUUCACAGUAAAGACAGAGGGACAUAUGCCCUACGGCUGGAACACAAAGUCAGUUAUUAUCAUCCACUUAAGCUAUUCUGGUACAGAUGUGAGCUAACAUUAUCUUGAUGUCAGCCAUGAGGAGCAGCUGGAAGUGUCAGUGAAGUAAAGACCACACUAAGGCCCUGGAGAAGGCUGCAUCUGAAUUGAUUGCCUCUCCAGAUUAUGCUGUAAACUCAGAUAGAACCGUAUUUAGUAUUUGGACAACCACUAAUGAAUCAAUGGAUGAUAUGCUUCCAUCUCUUCCAGCUCUGCAAAAGCAAUGCUAAAAUACCCCCUGACAACAGGCACUGAUAUCUUGUACACACUAAGUUCAAGUCUGUUUUUCUUUUUUUUAUUUUAAACAGCUCUUGUUUAAGGCUCAUGUUUGUAAUAAUAGUGUGAGAGUCUGCAGCUGUACUGUAGUCACAGCUCUGCCCUCGAACACCUGCUGCAUGUUUCUGGCUCUACCAGGCCUCCGUACAUUUAUUCUGAUUCAUUUCUUUGUAUUCUCUGAGGUCUGUGUUUCUGAUCGAAUGUUGGCUUGUUGCCCGCUCAGAGCUCUCUGAUUGUGACUCUCACCAAUGACCACUGAUCACUGAUUGAUCCACUGAAUGAUUAACUGAUUGAUUUACCUGCUGUAAGAGUCUGACAGAGUUUAACUUUAUGAAAGUCAUUAGAUUAUAAACCUCAUCACUAAACUGUCUGUUUUUGACAUCAAUGUUUCAACCUCUGUGUUUCUACAGAAAAUCGAUGAGUAUCGAACUCCAGUCUGUUAACCAUGCCUGUGUGCUUAAGAUCAAGCAGUGGUGGUCAGCAGGAGAUGUCAUCAACAUGAAAUAGAUUUGUUUCAUCUUAAAGGUCCCAUGGCAUGCCAAUUUCACACAACUUAAAAUAGUCCCCUGUUGUGUUAAAAGCAUGUCUGUGACGUUCUUCGGUCAAAAUUCGAUUUGGAUCAAUUAUUUUAGUGCUCUUUUUAUCAGCUAAAAACAGCUCCGCUCAAAAUCCUCAGUUUUGGGCCAUGUCUCUUUAAUGAAAUGAGCUGCACCUAAGCCACGUCCACUUUACACCCAUCUCUCUGGAAGGGGCUGUGGCUGUGCUCUCAUAGCCAUGUGCUAAUGUUUACACUGGCUCGGUCAUGGCUGCAAGUAGAUCGCUCGUACAACCCUACCAGUUUGAGCCAGAGUCUGACCCAGAGGGAGAGGCUCCGGAAGAAACUCUUAGCCGCGUUCAGACCAAACGCGACAUGAAGCAACAUAGUCGACACAUCCUAUGUAUUAUUCAAAACCGCCAGGAGGGUCACGCUUAAGGAGGAAGAUAUGAAUGUAGAAAAAUUUACAACCAGAGCUCUGCUACAAUGUAAGAUUUUGGUGCUCUAAAACUUCUCUGAAGCCUUUGCUAAUUAAUAGGAUGGCCGACCGUCCAGCAUUAUCCGGGACGCAAAUCCAGCGUUGAACUGUCCCUCGUUGAUAAAACAGUCCAAAGUGAAAUGGUGCGCACAUACGUACAGAUAUUUUGGAAGUGCCGCGGGUACAUUCCCAUUAUAAAUAAAAUCCACCCAUUGAGUCCUCAAAUCCUCUGACGAGGGAGUUUUCAAAAGAGUUUUGUGCUCGUUUGUGCAGCCAACAACAGAGCAAACGCUGCCUCUUUUUCAGAUCGUUCUUUCGCCAUGGUUCUAACCGAGGCAAUGCGAGUGAGCGGCCGGGAAUAAUGGCAAUGUUUUGAUAAUUUUGUGGGCAGGACAGUUGGCGGCUCCAUGGGAAGUGCCAUCAACCCGCCAGCACUGACAUGACGACAUGUCAGUGGAGUUUCAGAACGGCCGGCUCUGAGCACACAGUUCCUAAAUACGGAGAUAACUAAAAUACGACUGGAUGGAAUUUUUUCGAACUUGGGGGGAUUGUACCGGUUUUCUAUCCCUGAUAUGCACCCCCCUCCCAUUAACAAAGUCGGUUUUUCAUGCCAUGGCCCCUUUAAACUGUAUGAAUGACGGUCAUAAUGUAAAAAGAAAAAGAGCCCAUAGAGUCCUGAAAAGGGGAUGAUUUUUGCUCCCAAAUUUCAUCAGACCAGUUUUCAGGAGAAAGAGAAGAUCAUUUAUUACUUUAGUCACUGUCUGCUCCUGCUGGUGUUGAGUUAAAAUUUCAAUCUGCAAAAUGCCUUUUGGCGUCAAUAUUUUUGUAAAUGAUUCAUUAUUUGAUCGAGAGAAAAUGAAAACAUCUUUGAUGGGGGGGACUUCUUGGUGAUAUUUCACAUCAUUUACAGAACUGGUGAACUUCUUAAGACUCGAAGAAAAUUUAUUUUAGCCUUCUUAUAAGAUCUGUAAACACACAAGAUUUGAAAUAUCCAAAUUGAUACCUUUGCAAUUUACCACGUCUACACUAACGCCUUAUUAAAGCAUAUGGAUUCAUAUCAUAAACGAAAGCCCAAUGCCAUUCAUGACAAUUUACGGCUGCAUUGACGGCUUUAUCCUCAGUGUGUCCAUUUCUGCCUCCAUAAAAGCAGCGAUUUCCUCUAAGUCCACUUUUUUUUUUCCCGUGGAAAAGACGCAUUUCUCAUAUUUUCUUUUUUAAGUCCUUAUACUUAUGACAAUGUAAUGCUGAUGUGUCAAAGGAUGAAGUAUCUCCUGGUUUGUGAAACCUAUACUGAGGCACAGUUCCUUCAAAUGCUUCAUGGCCAUAAUUUUAACAACUGUCCUCUGAAUUAACAGGUAACCUUACAACGUUAUUCUCAAAAAUGUAUGACUUUAAUCUGGAAGCCUUUAAAAAAUUUCUCUAUAUGGCCCUCAUACUCCUUGAUACAAAACAUGCAAUCAUUGGAUGAAUUUUGUGGAAAUGAUCUGUGCUUGUAUGUAUCUAUUGUUUUGUGUCUGUGUAGGGUCGCACAAUUAAAAAAAUAACUGCUGCGCUUAGCAGCUUUUCUUCAAGUCAGCCGUGAUGCGAGCCUGAGGGCGGGGACAUUUGGCGACUCAACCAGGAAGUCCUCCAAAGGGUAGACCGUCCCAAUUCACAAAAACUGGACCAUCUCACCCAGGGUUCUCAAGUCCACAUAACGGCAGUGCGCUCAGCUCAGCCAUAUGCAGUCUCUGAAUUGAGACACAGCCCCAGUCACUUGCAUUGGAGAAUACAAUACAAGAACUUUAUUGAUCCCCAAAGGGAAAACUGUUUGUCUGGAGUCUCAAGUCAUUUACCAUUUACAGAAGAAUCAUAAAUUCCGAUGGCUGUGGGUACCAAAGAUCUUCUGAAUCUUUUUGUCCUGCAUCAAAGAGAGAGGAGCUGUCCACCACCAUUGGCCCUUUGGUCCAUUAAGGUGUUAUGAAGUGGGUGAUCCAUGCUCUUAAGAAUAGUCUCCACCUUCCUCAGUGUACAUCUCUCCACCACAUCCUCCACUGAGUCCAGCUUGAAUCCAACCACAGAGCCAGCCUUUUCACCAGUUUGUCCAGACAUCUUGCAUCCUUGUGUCUUAUACUGCCUCCCUAGCAGACUGCAGUAUAGAACAAAGGCUUCCCCCGUACACCACAGUUUCCACUCAGUAUUUUUUUUACAGCACUUACUGGUAUAUCACAGCAUUCCUUUUCUCCUCUUCUUUUUUUGCUUAAAAAUUAAAUUCCAUCAAUGACUCCAGGUACAAAGAUUAAUUUAUACAAUUUAAACAGUGGUGUGUUUAGAUGUUUUAAAAAGUCCAGGCUCAGUCAGUCAGUCUAACAUAGUUUAUAUACACUUUUAUUGAAAAUUAUGCAGUUUAAUGCCUCAGUGUACUCUGAAAUUGAUGCGCAGAACAAAUAAAAUAUUGAAGUUUAAAAAAGAAAUCAUAGAAUCAAUUUAGGAAUGAAAAUGUAUUAUAAAUUUUGGACUCAUCAAAGUAGCCACCUUUGGCAGAUAUAACAGCUGAACACACUCGUGGCAUUCUUUCUACAAUGGUAAUCAAAUAUUCUUUAGAGAGUUCUUCCCAACUCUGUUGAGAAGUUUCCAUAAAUGUGUAGCACUUGUAGGUUGCUUUGCUUUCACUCUUCUGUCCAGUUCUUCCCAAACCAGCUGGAUGGGGUUCAAGUCUGGAGACUGUGCUGGCCACUCCACGUUUUCAAGCUUACCAUCUUGUUCUUUUUUCUUAAGGUAGUUCUGGCACAGCUUUGACUUAUGUUUUGAGUCAUUAUCUUGCUGUAGGAUGAACCUUGACAUAGUGUCUGACUGAGCAAAAAAAAAAAGAACUUUGAAGAUUAAAUUUGUUGCUUAGCUGGGCAAAUGAUGCUAAUUGGCCAUCAAUGUACGGAUCUGAAAAUGUUCUAAUACCCCUCUCUCUUCAGACUGCAAACACCCCAUCCAACCAGGCAGGAAAGAAUGAAUGAUUUUGACAAAUGUAUAGAGACACUGGGAACCCAGCAAGCUACUUUUGUCUGAUUUAGGAUUCGCAAGGAGUUCUUCGCUGUAGAAUUUUGUUCAAUUAAUUAGGCUACUAGGGCAGAGCCCGAAAACAAAAGGGCAAGGAGUCAGGAAAUUUCAACCGCAGCAGCUUCCAACUGCAACCACAAAG
Molecule: messenger RNA, 48230 nt
Organism: Xyrichtys novacula (pearly razorfish)
Lineage: Eukaryota; Metazoa; Chordata; Actinopteri; Labriformes; Labridae
Source: the annotation of a GenBank genome assembly